Molecule: messenger RNA, 86741 nt
Organism: Xyrichtys novacula (pearly razorfish)
Lineage: Eukaryota; Metazoa; Chordata; Actinopteri; Labriformes; Labridae
Source: the annotation of a GenBank genome assembly
GGGAGGAUCUGUGCCCCCGUUUGUUUUCACAACCUGUGCGAGUGCUGGGAGUUAUUUACAGCCGUGUUUGUGGAGAAUCGCGGCAAAGUUUAACGCAGAUUUCCAACAUGAGUGACCUGGAGGACGACUUUGCCAAGAUCCUUCUACUAAAGGAGGAGAGGAUACGGGACUUGGAGAGGCGCCUGGCGGACCGAGAAGACGAGAUUCAAGAACUGAAGAGGAAAUUGCACAAAUGUCAGUCUGUUCUACCCAGCGCUCAACUUAUUGGACCGAGGACCCGCAGGGCGCAGGGCAUCUCCGCGGAACCGCAGACGCACCAGGACUUGUCACGGCAGACAUUUCGGAAAUAUGCCAAAUCCGACUGGUAAGCCUGAUUGAAUACAACUUUAACGUUUCUCUUGUUGUAAAAAAACCAAACAACAGUGUGAUAUGGUGUGUCACGAAGGGUUAUUGGAGGCGUAAACUUGCUUGGAAAUGGGUGUGCAUGCGUUAAAAGUAACUCCAAACACUCGGCCUCCUCCACAGAGCCCCCUUUACUGCCUGUUUCCCACUUUUUUUUUGCUCUUUUGCUUUCUGUACAUGGAGGAUGAAGACGCUCAGCCAUGAAUGGAGGAGCACUUUCAUUCUUGAGGGGCGAUGACGCAGCUCCACGGCGAGCUCCAGAAAGAGGCUCCUAAUUGAUCAGAUCCAUCACGGAUGUCCCACGGGACGCAGACAGGAGGAAGUGCGAUGCAUUAUUGGCUUUUAGUAGCUGGACGCUGUGGACCCGAAGUGCAUGUCUGAGGAUAUUUAAUACUCCAUUAGAAAACGCUUUGUUUGACCAUAUGCUUGCUUCAUCACCUUUUGGUGCUCGUUUUAGCCUCGUGGUGUGCAUGUUCGGAGUUUGAGGGUUUCACAUGGGCUGCGAGCAGUUUCUCCUACUUUUAUUUACUUAUUUCAAGUCUAUCAGGCUUCAUUCUGCCUUGAAAAGUUUCACUACUCACUAGUUUCGCCUCCUCUCUCUGCCCUUUCCUCCAUUAUGCUCCAACCAGGAUGAAUAAGCUCAAUUUUUUGUUUGAGUCAUGCACAAGCAGACUGUAAACUCAAACAUGUCCAUUCUUCUUCUGCAGUUAUAUAUCACAGGGGAUAAAAGUCUUAGUUUGCACACAUGGAUGCUCAGUCUGCAAAAGUUCACAUAAAGAUGUGGAAAGUGUAAAUUAAACCCCAAACUCAAGAAUGACUGGGUUCAUUGAGACAUACUCACGACUGAUGAGGCAUAUUCAAGCCAAAAAUAGCCAUCACCUUUUAUCCACCUUUCUGUAUGACCAGGGUUCAUUCUGAAAACGGUCAAAUGAUGCGUCAGCCGAUGAGACACACUAAGUGCUUGAAUGGGCCUACAAAUCAAUCGCAUGCACCUACUCACUGAAGUAAACCUGUUUGUCCACCGGUGGAAAGAGCACCAAAGAGAUGACGUGCUUGCCCUCUUGCACCGGUGUGUCUGGACGAAGGGGCCUCCACCUGGGCCACCGUGGGGUCAGAGACAGUGUGACCCCCUCCUCCCCAUUAGAGUCAGGACGUGGCACCAGCCGGCAGACCGCUCCGGCUCAUCGGAUUACCGCAGCAUGGAGCAAUGGAUCCUGUUUCUAUUGAUCUGCAUAGGAAAAGGGCUGAGCUGGAUGGUUAGGGAGGUGAAAUUUAAAGCGCAGAGGUGCUUUGAAGGGCAGUGGGAGGGCUUUUUGAUGAUGGGAGGAUGCAGGGGUGCAACACAGACUUAGACCGGGGAGAGUUUGUAAUCACCAGGCACCUGCAAUUUCCCUGAUAUGAAAGAAAGUUUGCUGCUGCUGCUGUCUGAGCUUUGUGCCCUGUGCCCUUCCCUUGACGGAGAUAAAAGAAAAUAUGAUGGUGUUUAAUUAGCUGUGAGAAGAAAGGCUGUCUUGGCUUUAUUAGAAGUUCAGAUUGAGAAGGGAGCACCAAAAAUACAAUGUUAGCUCCUCAUAAAACUUAUAAGAUUGUUUCUCUGACAGCUCAAUCAAACAAGAUUUCAAAAAGAGGACAUAUGUUUCUUUAGAGUUGAACCAAAUUUCAGAUUUGUCAUUUCCUGCUCUUACGGUGCAUUUAUUUUCACUCAUCUCACCCAGUGCCACCUCAUAUGUGCUUUUAGGAUACACAAUUUUAAGUUACCAACAUGCUAAACAGUGGGAACACAAAGGUGUUUUCUUGCAGAUUAAAGGCAUCCCACCUUGUUGUUGUUUGCCUGAGUACAUGCACAAACCAACCACAAGAGGGCAGCUGUGACCUUUUCUUGGACCAGCUGUCUCUCUUCAAGCUUGUUUACAUGCUUUUUUUCUGCAAGAGAAGAUGCUUUUUAUUCUUCCUCCACACCACAAACACCUGUGCUCUGAGCCAGAGAAAACCCGCUCCACCUGUGUGUUUAUUGUCCCGACCGUCAGCCUGUGACUCCUCAUCCUCUGGGCGCAGUAAUUGCUGUUGUAUCUCUCUAACUCCUCAUAUCAGAUUGUCCUUGGCAGUUUAUCCUCCUCUGAGUUUGUCCAGAGCACAUGAGGCCAAAUUGUGCUCUCUGAGUUUCAGAUGACUCACUAGGAUAAUGUGGACAGACACCAGCAGUGCAAGGUGGUGCGCACAACACAACACAUGAUGAGAUGAGGGGGGAAAGUGGAGCUGCUGUGGGAGUCGUGAGCUUCAGUGGCUUUGGCAUCAUCAUUUCUCCUGCUGCUGCUUCUGUUUGACAGUCUGCAAGAUUAUCUUUUUUGUUUGCUUUUGGCAUCUUUACUUUCAGCACUUUGGAAUCCGUCAGAAUACAAGUUGUUGUUUGGCAAAGGUUUUGGAAAGUUUGAUUGUUUACUCACUUUUUUUCAUGCAAUCUUUUCCCUCAAAGCGUCAUUUUGGUUCUGACUCAAAUGUUUGCACUGCUAUUCAGGUGGACAUGAAUAUUUAGUUGCUUGUCAGGCUUAGUUUAGCCUGCUUUUUGCAAUCAGUAGAUAUUUUUUCCCCUUUCUGCCAAAGCAUCACUUGAGUUUUACUGUAAAUUUAGAGCCUAAACAAACACCUGAAAAUGUCUGAUUGAUAAUUCUCGCACCUCUGUCUGUGGGCAGCUCCACCAGGACAUGCAGCAGUGUCUCAUUCUCCCACAGAUGGGAUACGCAUUGUUUAUUUUUACAUUGAGGUUCAUUAAGUUUCCAUCACCUCCAGCCUCCAUUAAGGCUGCACUGCUCAUCUAUUUGUAACUCAGCAGCCCGAGGGCGAGUGUAGUUGGGGUAUGAUGGCAUGGUUCCCCGUGCAGUGUUUUUUUUCCUCAUCGAGUCCAUUAUUCAUGAGAGGAGAGGAGCGCAGCACUCUCUCUGGAGUGGCAGACUGCACUGUGCCACAGAUUCCUGUAGGCGCCCUUCUCGCCAUGUGCUCUCUCCAGGUCGCAGCCUGACGCACUUGGGGAGGACGGUCCUCUGCUGUCACACCGCCGUGGGAGGGAGAGAGAGGAAGAAAGAGAGGUAGAGGGGCCAAACUUUGCGUGAUUGUGCCUAAGACGCUUUUCACCUCCGCGAUCGCAGCUAAACAUACCUCCCCUUCUCAACACCCGGUCAGCAAAGCGAGGAUUCCCCCCCUCAGGAGAGACAGGGGCUGCAUCUUUUGAAGCCGUUCAUGCCGGAUAAAGUUUACGAGCUGCGUGGAAGAGGAGCGAGGGAAAAGUCUCGGCUGCGUACCUUUUCAAUAAACUUGCUGGGAAGUCACUUGUCGCCUGCCAACUGAAAUGGGCACCUUACGCGACCUCCAGUACGCGCUCCAGGAGAAGAUCGAGGAGCUGCGCCAGAGGGACGCGCUCAUCGACGAGCUGGAACUAGAGCUCGACCAGAAGGAUGAGCUUAUCCAGAGACUGCAGAACGAGCUGGACAAAUACCGCUCGGUGAUCAAGCCGGCGACCCAACAGGUCCACAAGCAGAACGAUCUGCAUGAGCAACAGCGGACGAAGAGGCAGGCGAUUUCAGCCGAACCCACCGCCUUCGACAUCCAGGAUCUUAGCCAUGUCACCCUGCCCUUCUACCCUAAAAGCCCACAGUAGGUGUCCAAAUCACAGACACACCAAAUCCACUUUCAUCCAUGAUAUUGUGCUUUGUUUUGGACGGUUGCUGUACUGGACUGUGAGUUCAUUCAUUCUUUGUCACCUUUCUAAUUCUUGUGCGUAAUUUGAUGUUUGACGCAGCAGGUCCAGCACCUGUAGCACAUGUGUAUGAGCUCUGUGACAAACACACAUACACGCACGUACACACUCGUGCACAGUAGAUAUAGGGGAACUGUGAUGUGAUGCCAGUCAGCUGUAAAAUGAGAAAAGGGAAAUAUCAGGAAGCUGUCAGUCAGCACAGUUAUCGAUAAGAUUAUCUGCAGCUCAGUGAUUGAAGGAUCAAUUUCAUGUUGGCCAAUAUCAGUUGGAUAAGGUGAGAUAGAAUGAAAUAUCAGCCACUGAUGGGAAAGUAUAGAUUUUGGGAGCUAGUGUUGAGCUGGUAUUUUAAUGUACUGAAGUCUAUUUUAUCCAAGCUGCGAUUCUGUGAGAAGUAUGUUUACAUUAAGCUCUGUCUGGAGAGUCUCCCUCUCCCUCUCUCUCUUCCUCUCUAACUCUUCUGCGAACCUCUGCUCAACUUGCUGUGCAACAGGAGGUCUGCCUCUCCAACCCCAAAACUGGCACAAAAAUAGCUCUGUUGGGAAAUAAUCCAGCCGUCUGUUGGGUUUGAACUUAGAGGUUGUGUUUUGAUGAAUCCAUACACAGCUUAUUGCCCCCCUGAUGUUCAGGAAGAACGUUUUCUUCCCUAAUCCUCAAGCAGCUGUGGACGUACUGAACAUAAUCAGUAUGUUUCCGAAACCUACCAGCUGUGAAAUGCACAGUUGGAGUAGCCAAGUCACUUAAAACUAAGCAGAGAAGUGUUUUAAAUAAAUAUGACUAACUGGUUUGUUUACUUUGAAUCGAUUUUAUUGUGUAAUGAAACAUUUCGUUCCUCACGCUGAUGUUUUGUUUGGACUUAAAAGAUAACGUCAGAUGAAUUUCAUUGUUCUGUGGAUGGGCGACCAAACAAAGCUUAAAGGGAUUUUAUGAAAGACCAUUCAGAAAUGAAGGGGAUUAUUUACCUGAGCAGCAGCAGACCAUUAGUCUUUGUUAUGCCUGUCAGGUCUGUGUUGGGGAAAAAUGCUAAAAGCACUCUUUUCUUCUCUGCUACUCUCUCUGUCUCUCUGCUGUAAAAUUAUUUGGUAAACCAGGAGAGGCAGUUUUUUUUACUCUUAUUUUCUUUUUCUAUUAUGAGAUCUCCUGAAGAGGCUUUUAAAGGAGAACUUGAUGAGAAAAAAAAAUCAAAUCUUGUCAUUUUUACAUUUUCAUACUCUCCUUACAAAAAGUUUAAUGUCUUGUCCAUUAAAAAAUCAAUGCAAACAUCCUCAAAUAUUUUGGUAAAAUGCUAAGUUUGCCUGAGAAAGUCCUAAAGUUUGAAACAGUGGCAUGACUGAUGACAAGAGAUGCUGAAACAUGUCCCUGUUAUCACAAUGAAGGGCUGUUUGUGUUUCUAAACCUCUCAAUUACAGUUUUUCACACUUGCCAUCCAGCAUAGGAUGGAAUUUUUAUUCAAUAUCUUCCUCUGAUGGGCUUUUGCAUAAGAGCAGACAGACUCUGCAUGCAAAUGACUUCAGCUUGUCUUGGCGCUGUUCUCGUAUUAAGUCAGCAUUUUUUUUAACAUAAUUCAGUUUGUUUUGACAUUUGUGACUGAGCAACGUGUAGAUGUUUGUCUUUUCCAACAGAAAUACCACAAUUAAUUUGAAUCCAAGUUAUUUUUGUGUCAUUCCAACUUUUGAGGGCUUUUCUUUUGUGUUCAUUAAGCUGAUAAAUACUCUCAGGGUAAAAACAUCUCAGCUACACUAACCCUUUGUUUAAGUGUAGAGCAAUACCUCUUAGAUUAGUCUGAAUGUUUACGUUAUUCCUUCAUUUUCGCCCACUUUAUCUACUUUAUGAGGCCCAUCAAACAUUUCUUACACAUACGCUCACCCUCAGUCUGCCUCCCGUUUCUGUUUGCCGCUCCCACUUCUCUGCCACCCCUGGUCUUUUUUCCCUCUAAAAGAGCAUAUUUUCUCCUUUUAAGGGAAGCUGAACUUGCUCAGCCCUAAACUUCACUGGCGGAUGAAGGCAAAUAUAUCAUCCUCACAAAGCAAGAGGAAGGCAGAUGUUUUUUAAAGCGUCUGGUUGGAAGACGUGGCCAUCGCGGGCUCCAGUCAGGAGGUCCAGAUCAGGGUUGAAAAGGCCUCAAAUCUCCUGGGUGAAAAUAAAACAGAGAAGGGUCAAUGAGGAUCAUUUCCCGAGGAGAGGCGAUUUACAGUGUCUUCCUGUGUGUUAUUUUUGAGAGACAGACAGAAAAUAAAACAAUAUCAACAGCGAAAUAAAUCUAGUGAAGAUUCUGACAGAUCCAAAAAUUGCUCCUCAUGUUUUUUCGUUAUAAAAUCCUUAAAAGCAGUCAAAAGAAAACUCAAGAUAAUUCUUCUCUCUACUGAAGAUUUGGAAAACACACUUUUGCCCAGCGGUCAUGUUGUGUGCCUCACGUAGAGGAAGCUUUAAUCUUUAAAGUGGGCGACCCAGGAUCCAUUCCAACUUAGGGCCCCCUUCCUUCAUGUAUCUCUGCACUAUCCACUGUCCUAGCCUUUCAGAAUAAAAGCACAAAAUCACAGACUGUAUGGAAAGCCAAACCUAGAUAAAACACCCCAGUCUUCUCUGCACAAUUCCCAAAAGCGACCAGUUCUUAUUCUCAAGGUGAGAAUAAGACAUAUCUAAGAAGGAACUUGAGGUAAUCCUGGUUUCUUUAUGGGUAUUAAGACCAGACUAUCCCAGGUUCAGGUCAGCUUAAAAUGCCUACCCUUUCGGAUACAUUUCAUCAUAUCUGUGGGCAGUCUCGCAUGUUUUUAAAAGUCACAGUCACAAAUGAUGGUCUGGUAAAAUGUCAGUGCCCUAAAAACAUCUUCUUCGAACAAUCGAAUGCAGUAUACUCACAUUCCCAAUCUGUCACAGAGGUAAAUCCACUGACCCAGAUAAAUCAUGUGAGAAACUUCCUUGAGGAACCAAAGUAGGACACUGUUUUUUUCUUUACAAUGGGCUCUAAUGUCUUAAGUAAACUAUCUUCUUUUUUUCCCAUAGACUUUGAAAUCCAGCUAAAAAUGCUGUGAAGUUAUUUAGUUUCUUGGUUUUAUCUGCAAGCAUCAGUCUAGUGAGAGAGGAAAAGUAAACUGUAAUGGGAUCCACAGGCCUUGAGACCCUAAUUGAAAAUUCAUCAGGCUGCUGGCUUCGAAAAUACACAUGAUAAAAUACACACCAUUGAUAAUGUAGCGUGCCGUUUACGACUCAAAACAAAUCUCAUUCUGCAGUGUAAAAGUGAUGCACUUGACUUCCCUGUAGAUGGUAGCCAAGGUUGGAAAUCGUAUUUUUAUGCCAGCUGCUUCUUUGUUGAGAUUGGCAUCUCUCACAGAUUUGGCAUUUUUCAUCUGAAAGAGCCACACUCUGCAGAUCCGAAAAGGCGUCUCAAGAAAAUGUAGGAGCAUUUGUGUGACCUUAAAAGUUCUGUAGUGACAGAAACGCACACACUUCUCAGCACAUCUAUCGAGAAAAAUGAAACCUGGGCACUGCUGGUAUUCCAUCAUGGCUGGUGGUGACGUUUUCUGCACCUUCAGUUUUUGUUUGUGUUGCUGUUCGGUGUGUGUAGGACAUUGCUGCAGGCUGGCAGCAGGGGCACAGAAAGCGUGUGUGUUGGUGGGCGUGCUGCUUCAUAAAUGCCCUCCAGGUUAUUUGCUCUCUUAGCUAUGAGCUCCUCAGGUGAACAGCUUUUGAAAAGGGCACCGAGCACUAAAAGGCAAGAGGCAGUUCACCACCAGCGCCUGCCAUCAGGGGAUAGGGAGCAUUUUCGGUCUGUUUUAUAAAAUAGGGGGACAAAAGCUCCACUUCUCAGCGGAGGGGGACUCCUUGUUGUAUUAACCUUGAUACAUAUCAUUACCCUCAUUCAUCCGGCCGAGGCUCACAGGAAGCGGGACUCUCCCUCUGAUGAUGGCAUGCCUCAGAAAGACUGAUCCUGACUCACUGUUUAGAAUCAGCUGUUUUGUCGUCUUUGUGUCCUCGAGGUCCAGAUUGUUGCUUGCUUUGGCUUUGAUGGUUUCAGCCUUCAUUGUGUUUAUAUGCUGUUAGGAUAAUAUACACCUUUCACGAACAAAUGUGCUUCCCCGGACUAUGUGUACUUAUUGAUUUAAAUGCUAAUUUGACAUAAUGCCCCUUUUCAUGAUCAUAUUUGUUCUGCUUUAGAGUGCUUUUUCUCCUGAACGCCUUGUGUAUCCAUACAGCUGAACAUAAGCCGGACAGUAAAUUAUAGUCUCGCCCAUCAUUGCAUAGUCGCUGCAGAAAUACCUACCUGUAGAAUGGCCUGGUGACUCGGCAGGCUGAAGGCUGAUUGGAUUUUUAGGAGUGCCCACCAGAAUUGAUAAAAUCUGCUCCCAGGUUCAGCUAUUUUUUUAAACAGCUCUGGUAUUCACUGUGAAUGAAAAAUGUUUACGUUGAUGCUCUGAAAUGAGAAAAUGUUACUUUCUAUAUGUUUAAAAAUUACCCUGUCAUAUGAUGGAAGUGAGUGUGCACAAGUGGUCUCAUUUUUACCUCCUCCUUAGGUCCAAGGAUCUGAUCAAGGAGGCCAUAUUGGACAAUGACUUCAUGAAGAACCUGGAGCUGUCUCAGAUUCAGGAGAUCGUGGACUGCAUGUACCCUGUGGAGUAUGGAAAGGACAGCUGCAUCAUUAAAGAGGGAGAUGUGGGCUCUCUGGUCUAUGUCAUGGAAGGUAAAAACACACAUGCACAGCUUGAAAUGUAUACUCUGUGGCAGCACAACAUAUAUUCAAUACAUGACAGCAACAAAGAGAGGAUGGAACAACCUCAAAGAAGAGUGGGUUAUUAAUAUUUUAGUAAAGGUUGAAGUGGAUCUAAAGGGCUGCGUCUAACUCCAAGAACAUCAUCAUGACAAUGACGGGGGGAAAAUGAAAGAGCAUUAUUGAUGGGUUACAGCUGGAUGAUGAGCUAAAACUGAGAACUGCAACACUUUCUGAUGCUGUAUGAUUCAUUUUCGUCCCAUCGAUUUUAUUUUGUAUGACGCUGUGUGCCUGCUGAGUGUUUUCUGCCUUAUUCUUUUUGGGCAGUAUUGUUUCAGCAUGUGGUUUUUCUUUUUCACUCUCCUUUUUAACAAGCAUUGAUAAUACUGAGUGAGAGCCCUGAUGAUUGAACCAACAACAACAACAACAGCAGAAGCAGCAGAACGUCUAGACCGGUGCUGAUGGAAUUUGUGAAAGGGCAUUUUUGCCUCAUGAUUUGUGAUUUGAGGUAGUGCGGUUCAAGUCUUAGGUCGUGUUCACACCUAAAGGUCCGUUUCCUGAUCGAAUCCAAGGCAAGAUGAUAUAUUUGUUUUGAUUGUUUAACUGGUUCGGUUUGCGUUCACAAAGGACAAACUCAAUCGCUCCAGAAAACGGACCCAGAAGUCACGUGACCAUGAAUAUCGUUUGGUUAUUGGUCAUUAGUUCAUGCGGGAAUACAAACCCCGCUCUGCUGUCUUCGCCUGUCAUGAAGCAUCGUAGGCUGAUUUUGCUUUCGCUACUCAUCUGGAGCGCGUAUUAGAAGACGCUAGUCAAUCGCGUGUAUGAACAGCUCGUUAGCCAGCGAGCGUGAACUGCGGCACUAAUUAAUACACUCCGGAGUAGACGUGCUGCAAACAACAGACGGAUAAAGACGAGACGGCGACAGGCAUUGAUGAGAGCCUACCACCGUUUCCUGUGAUUGGUGUGGAUGACGUCCACACCAGAAAUGAACCGCUCCAGAGUUCACUUGAACGCGGACAGAGAUCACCUCUUCAGGUGGACCAGAGUUCGUUUAUUUGGUCCGCACCAGAGUUCGAUGAACCGCAUCAAGGGUGUAAACACUCCAGGGUUCGGUUCAACCGGACUAUACAAGGGUGGUGUGAACACGCCUUUAAAGACUCUCCACAGCAGCAGGUUCAAGCUCAGUGAGAGUCCCCUCAGUCAAAACAUAACUGAUCAUUCUGUCGCAGUGAACUUCAUUAUCAUACUAAAGAUUAAAAUAUGAAAAAGAAAGAACAGAUCAAUUAGUGUUAGUGGCCUCUUUCUCUCUAGAGUGCCUUAUAACUCACACUUAACUCUGAUAUAAAAUUGCACUGGCAGAGAAACUCUGAUUACAACUCAAAAUGUUCCAAGACAGAUUUAAUUUCCUUUAAACUUUUAACAAAAUGUCAGGGCAGCAGCAGAGUAAGAAAACACAGAAACUACAAAGCAGGAGGCCUCAGUUUUGUUGGUAUAUAUAUAUAGACAGUGGCAUUUAAAGGUUAAUAUUUUACAGGGAGGAAUGUUCAUAUUGAUUGUUGAUUGUGCUUCUUACUGUUUUUAUGGGGUUGGCGAGACAUUUGCCGGAUGCCCCAUUUGGAAAAACAAAGCGAAAGAUAAAUCAGCGGGAAAGUAGAUUUGCAAAUUCAUUGUUUUAUUCAGCAAAAAGUUUCGAAUUCUUUUAAAAGAAAGAAAAAAAAAGAGAGACUCUGCUCUUGGCUUGACAGGUAAGAUUUGUCAAUCGUAAGAGGACUCCAGAGACAGGCAGUAGUCUGUUUGAAUGCCAACUGAAGUGUCAUGGCUGUUUUCUGUCUUUAUCUGAUCUUUGGUGAGUCACUGGGUCUGAAUUCAAAAACCUCCUGAAGGGGAGACCACGAACUGCGACUUUAAAGGUUACCGUAUCUGGGAGAUGACUCAGGCAUAUGGAUCAGUAGAGCAGCAAUAGUCUUUUACUCUGUUUUAUUAAAUAUGAUUUAACUGAAUAUAUAUAAUUGUGUAAAAAUUAUUAUUAAGGCACAAUUAUAGAUAUUUUUUUCAGAUCAGGGGAAUGCUGUUGGACUUGAAGGGAUAUUCCGGCGUAAAAUUAAGUUAGUCAAAAACACCGUAACACCGAGUUAGACACCCUCUUGAGAGAUGAAUGUUGCCGACCACUUGCUUCUCUAGUCGUCUAACUCAGUGUUAUGGUGUGUUUGACCCUAACUUAAUUUUACGCCGAAAUAUCCCUUUAACUCUGAGGCUCACAGAAUGGUCAGUACAUUCAGUCCCACUUCUCUUCUGCAGGCUCAAAAAAUGCCAAAAUGCUGUGAACAUUCACGGUGCCCAAAGCAUUUUAACCGAAUACUUUCCCUCUUGUUAAAGUGUAACUUUGCUUUUUAUGCCAAUAGAAAACUCUGUAAACUACUAAACGUCACAGUCAUGUAAGCUUGCUGACAGUGUAAUCUCACAGUUACAAGCUGAGCUGUAGACUCUAAUAGACUUUCCCAGUGCCCACACUUUGAAUACUGAGCACUUCAGCAUCAGUAAAUACUACUUACUGUUGUAUAAUGGUAUCAGUUUCAGUUAUCUGUGAACAGGCAUCAGUGGAGAAUGAAACAAUGACCAAAUAUGAGGACUCAGACUGUAUGGUUACACAGACCAAAGACUGUAGUUAUACACAGUCUACUGGUGUUGUUAAAAAAAAACAGUGAACAAAUACAUGGGCAGUUUUCAGCAUGUGUGUGUGUCUGCAGCAGGGAGUGCGCACUCCCCCUUUAUUUCAUCCGCAUACAUGAAAAGCCAAGGCUGGGAGAGCAGCAUCAAAGACCCCAGGUGACACGACACAACAAAGCAGGCCACGGUGACACUGCAUAUGACACUGAUCGAAUCGGACAGUCUAAAUAAGGAGCUGGGGUAGCGGCUGCUGAUGACGCUGUAAAAAGAAAGACUUACUGAAGCAAUUUAAACAGAUUGAAAUCCAUUUUGACAUUUGCCAAUUGGAUGUGUAGAAGGUGAUUGGCUGAGCUGUCAGCUGAUGUGGACUGUUGUUAAAGUCAGAUGGUAUUCUUUGGUGCUUGAGCUUGACUUUUGUGGCCCGGCUGAACAAACACUAUGCUCUACCUUAAAGGAUCUUUGUACUAUCUCCACUUGCUUUCGCCUCCCUGUUGUAAAAAAGACAUCAUGUAUCAUUCUUAUCAAUAGACAGUAGAUAUAAGUCAGAUAUGUAAAAAAGUCUAACAUGUAACUAGCUGAAUGCAAAUAACAUGCAAAGCACAACUCCAGCCUGAACAACCGUGACCUGACAUGAACUUUGGGAGAGUAGUGGAGGCUUCAGUAAAAGAAGGUAUCGUAUCUUGAAUUCAUUUGGAACCAAUAAGGGAACCCACAUUGUCAAUUAAAGCAUCACAUAAAUAAGCGUAGUUUUCGUGGAGAUAAAGGGUAUGAGCCUCCAGACUCUGAGAACACUGGCCAGUUCUGCAGGUGAGUCUCUGUGGUGUUAAAAGAUGUGAGUCUUCCUACUGGGUCACAAAUGAGCAAGCGUCACGCUGACAUGAUGAAUGGGUUCCUCUUGAGCUCAACAGUAAGACAGAGACAAAAGAUACAAAUCAGUAAGAGGAGUAAUUGUUACGGGGCUUUGUGAUUUCCUCUCUGACAGUGACUGAGAAAAGAGCUGGUGUAUUUGGAGAGAUGCACUCCAAUUCAAUGGUGGUCAUAUGCCUUUAAUAUAAAAAAAAACCUGGUAAAUUAUUUCUAGUUUUUCAACACACAGUCAUCUUAACAGAUGAAUAUCUGUGGCUGCUACUUAACUUUUUCCUGCUUGACUUUCUGUUUGUCUCCCUUUCAUUCCCCCCCUCUCUAAGCGUCCUUUGCCUGCAGUUGUCCCCCUAUCUGUCCUCAGCCUGGUCCUGUUUUGCAUAUUAAAAACCAAUGUUAAAAGCAUUAGCCCUAGGGGAGAUGACGUUGUGCCAAGGUCUGUGGAAGCCCAUCACAGUCUGUGACUUUGUAAUCCGUGCUGACAGGAAGUCUUGACUCCACUAAGUUAUGUCAAACACACAUUGUAUGUCAUUUCCCUGGCAAAUUAAGUGCUCACCACCCAGGCUUUGGUGCCAUUUCUUAUUGAAGCAUGGCAGGCUAAUCAUUAACAUUUUGCCGUUUUGGGGCUGACAGCAUUUGUUAUGCAUCAUGUGCUUCAGUAAAUACAAUACAAAUAAAGUCACUGAUAGCGCGCUACAUCAUUUUGUCUUCAAAAUAACAGCAACAGCGAAUAAUGAAAACCUAUUUUACUCCGGUGACUGACAGGAAUGAACAUUUUUAAAGCUGAACAGUAAAAAACUCUCACUAUUGUUGAAGAUGCACCUGGUAAUUAAGAACCAGACAGAGCAGGAGCAGCACAAACAGAAUAGAUAACUCUCUGUUAUGGUGAUGCCGCCUGUUUGGCCAUAGCCACCGUAAUUAAUGUUUGUAUUAUACCAGUCACUUCCACUGGGCCGUAACUGACACCAGCCCUCUUUAAAAUACUGAUUGCAACAGAGACAAAAGCUCAUGUUUCCAUGGAGACAGGCAAGGUUUAGGAUUGGAAGUGUCGUCCGCGAAGACCCGUACAGGUGGCUAAUGAUGAUAACAACUAAUAUAAUCACAUUCAAUUACCAUCAAGCAUUUCCUCGACAGUGAAGCCCUCAUGAUUUCCUCCACAGUCAUCAUUCAGCUUAAUGUACUGUAAGUGUUUAAGGCGAACACAAAUUGGUAGCUUUGGCACUUUAUGAUGUGUCGGAAGCUGACAGACGGAGUGUAGGUAAGCUUAAUAGGCUGUACAUUGAGCUUUUACUCUGACCAAAGAGAUUUUUUAAUUCAUUUAAAUGAAAAAAGACAUUAAAUACGGGGUAUUUAACUGUGUUGUAUGAAGAGCGGAUAAUUACUGUCAUAUCAUUUACAAGAAGUGUCAAGAUCAUCGCCCAUUUCAGAUGUAAGGACAAAAAAUGGACUCACAGUAAUUGACUUUUAAAGCUCAAACAGAUGCCUCUCUAUGAAAGACAGACAUAAACAAGACCACCAGCAACAAGACUAACAGUUUCUCUAUUGAAAGUUUUAAUGCUGUAACCGCUGGGAGAUGUCUCUGGGAGAUGUCACGCUAUCAGAACAGAACCCUAAAACAUUUUGUUUUCCUUUUACCUUUCCCACAGCAAAGAUUUACAACCAGUGAUAAAACUUGAUUUUAAAAUAAAGCAGAAAGUCAGAAACUGUGUAGAAGCAGCUGUACAAGUGUACAGCAAAAAAUCAGCAAAGAGGGUGUGCCGAAUUCAACACAAAGAAAGUUCCUCUCGUUAACAAUUCUCUCAGAAUUUCUAAAUAAACUUAAUACUUGGUUGCCUUUGGAUUUAGAUGUGUAUAAGGAAUGCCCCGAAGCUCCUUAUCACCAAGUCAGAAAUUUAGAUUCCAACAAAGCAGCUCGCCUAAAGGUGAGAGGAAACUCCGCAUAUUGAGCAAAAUUUAUUGAACAUGGCCAAACACAGUCUGCAUGUAAACAAUGUCAAACUGGUUUGCUGUGUGUGGCUAAGGUUAGAGCCUUUGGUUCCCCCUACAGGUCAGAUUUUUCAUGCCUGUGAUAUUUAGUUCCUACAUAGCACAAAUUAAUGGAUCAUUCUUAACUAUUUAAGAUAUUUGAGUGAUACGGUUUUAUAUAUGGGUUAAACUCCGAGCUCUGUUUCUGUCGUACACUAAAACAUUGAACUCUUUGACCUUUAUUCAAUCAAUACUUUGUACGAAACGAACAUGAUAAAUCUCAUUUCAGCCGGAAAAAUCAUUUUUAUGCUUUAAAACAUCAAUAGCACUAAAACAUCCUUUGUGUUUGGCAUCCAGGCUCCAACCUCUCUCACUCUUCGCAGUUUUACUUUAACACGCCAAAAUCGAGGAGUGAUGAGGUAAUAUUACAACAAACACAGCCUUCAGGUGGAUGCUGGAGUAGUAGGCUGAAAAUGUGAAGCACAGCACUUAAGUGUGGCAGCAGAGGUGAUGGCAAGCAGAGGCAAGGGAGUGGAAAAUCUUGCAGCUUAAACAGAGCGCUCAGUUUGGAGUGUGUUUGUCAGGUGAUUGUGAGAACGAUGCAUGUCAAGUGUGAAAUCAGUGCAGCUCGAGUUGACUGCCUGAACUAGCUCAAAGGAUUCGCUCCAUUCUCCACCUUUCAUGUCCCAGACAAAAAAAGAUAUAAAAAGAAAAGAUACAAAGCCAGACGAGGAAAGACAAAACAGAGCCGAAUGAAACAACACCAACUGAUGAGAGACAUGUAAACAAUGAGAUACCAUCGGAGUCCCAAAAUAAAGACAGUAAGUCUCAUGACCAAAACGGAUAAAAGAAAGUGCUUUUAUGUUUCUAACCGUACCAAAAGAGCAGUGUCAUCUCACUUUUCAUUUGAUUCAGUAUCUCUUGAGUGCAGUAAACCCUUCAAUUCAAUGCCUUCAAUUAAGAGAUUUGAUAAAUUUCCCCAGGAAUAACAGACCAAUCUUUUUACUCGACUUUUAUAUGAAAGUCGUGCCCCUCUUCUUUUUAACUCUGCAUGAAUUAGUGAUACCGAUUCUGAAUCAUGUAUUUCUCUCCUAUUUGUUAUCUGUAAGAGAGAUCUACUCGUGCGCCUUAAGUUUGUUUUAUUUAUUAGUUUUCUAAGUAUACCAGAAGGGUAGAAGAGCUCAAAAUCCCAAGUGUUCGUAGUGCACUGACAGUUUGUUUGACAAGCUUCCCUGUUCUAGGCAACUAUUGAUGUAAUGUAGGCCAUUUUAUUCAACCGGAGCUGUUCAGAGGAUUCGAGAAAUGCCCUGGAUUUGACAUUUUCACAACACAAAUUGGAUAGAUUCCCAAUUAUUUUAUUUGACCUGCUGUUAGGUAAGGCAAAUUCACUAUUCUGACAGAUUUCUCUGAGAAGACUUGAGGUUUGAAGUGAGGCUUAAAUGCCAUCCUUUAAAGUCUGAAUGACAGAAACCAACAAUGUGGUGCGUUGAGGCUCUUACUGAACUGCUCCGCCAGUCGUUCUCUUCUUGCUGCAGCCUUUACUGAGAUAUACCUCUGAAUAACAAUGAAUAGAAAUGUUUACCCACUGUGGCUCCAGAGUUUCUUCCUACAGUUUUUGAUGAUUCCUGACUCCUUAUGAUAUGACACUUAAGACUUUUGCAGUAAAUUUGAAUGUGUACGCAAACACCCCUUACUCAUCUGUUUGCAUGUCCCUAUAAUCAAAUAUAAACAGCGCUGGGAAAUGAGAGGCACAGGUGUCUGUUUACAUUUCAUUUCAUGCCAUGUUUUAUCCUGUUAUAAUCCCUUUUAGCUUCUGCUAGCACCUUAUCAACACUCUGUCACCUUGUACUCUACCUUACAGGCUGAUUUAUUAAAUCCUGACGGGAAAACAGAUCAUCAAAGACUCUCAGUAAAUACUGUUUUAUUUUUCAUACUAAUAAGGGAGUCAACAGAUGGGGUAUAAAUGUUGAAGUUCUUGUUGGAAUUAACCGGAUGUAAACUUUUUGACGGAGAAGGAAGAAGACAAAUUUCUUGAGGAGACCAAAUGAAUAAAUGUCUCUGUCUGAAAUUCUGACAGCAGUUGCGCUUUAAAAAAACUCAUCCUCUCCUUUUGCUAUCGACUUAGGUCUUCAGAGAGAAGCCCCCCUCACGCUCCAUGCUCACUGACCAAUGAGGCGUCAUAAAGAGAGAUGGGCUCCUCUCUCAUUUUGAGCAGGGCUCAGAUUUGUAAUCAACCAGGGCACCUGAGUGUGACUCGAUGUCAGAGGUGUGAAAGGACAAGAUAUGUAAAGCAAAUUAGAAACUGGUAUUGCUCUCGCUCCUACUGCUGCUUCUUCUGUGUCUAGUUAUCAGUGCUACAACUACCCCAGCCACUGCCGUAAUGAACUAUCCGCUGAUCUUUGUAAUUGUUAUUAUUAUAUAUUCGCAUAUUAAUGAGAUGAUAUGAAGACAGGGGAUGCACUGGGUAACAGAAACGUGACUGCACAAAUCCACGGCACUGCUUUGUUGCCUGGCAACUUAACUAAUGCAGCUCAGCAAAGUAAAAUGUUGAGGCUCACAGAUUUUGGUUUGAUUGCCCCCAGAGAGUACAGCAUGUAGCUUGCACUCAAUACAACAACUGCUGCCCAUUGUAUCCUGUCUGCACUGUGCGGCAGCCAAUUGUAGUUUAUAAUGAACCUUAACCUACUGCAGAGGCUCAGACUCACCUCAUCUGCUGAGCAGGCCGCCCAGGGAACUCAUUUUCAACUACUUUGGACUAAAAUCGAACAUAAGAUCGACUCUGAGUGUAUGAGCGAGUGUGUGUAUUCUUGCUUAUGUAACCUGGCACGCAAUACCUUCAUUUCCCUGAGAUUGAGUCACAUAUAGUUACCCCUCAAGGCUAUCGGCUCUCAUGAUAACUCUAAUGAGGCUCUCAGCGGAGGUUUAUUAAGGUGUCAUCAGGGGGAAAAGGUGAGGGGUCCGUAAUUGGACUGACAUUUAAACACUCGCCAAGAGCGAACACACACAUCAGAAGAAACUGUUAGGUUCAGGUAGCUGUUGAGGUCAACCCCCUUUAAUGAUAUAGAAGCAAGUGCAGAGACUGACAAGUUGCACGUUAUUAAGUGAAGUACACGUGUAAGGACAGUUUUCUCUGCUGCUGCCACCUGCGAUUACCUAACCCUAACCUACUCAUUUAUGGAUUUACACACAGCUUUGGAAUUUCACAUCUUCUCAUAGUAAUACCCAGAAUAAAGAUCCCACCAGAAUUAAAUCUGUUUUGGAGAUCAUACAGGUGGAAAAAGGUCUGAACUGUCUUCCUGCAAGACGAUUUCAGUUUAGCAGAGUCUGUAACAAGCAGCUUCUAUGCAGAUGUGUCGCUCUCUCUGGUACCACCCAAUUUUUGCCCAGUUAAAUUCUGCAGUCCACAGUAACCAGGGGCCAAAUUUUCAAUCCCAUCAGUCGCUGUCAUGACGGUGCAGGCUUUGGCGAGAUUAUGGCAUUAUCCUCUUGGUAAAACAGCUCUCUCUUUAUUUCAUACUGGUGUAUUGGUCAGACUAGUAUAAAGGAUGUGACCUACAUUGGAACAAAAUAAAAGGUAUUAAAAGUGAGACAUCUACUCACUGAGUAGAUGACCCUCAUCAUUCUUAUCAUUCAUACCCUGAAUGUGCAUGUGUUUAUGUUAUAGCCACUUAAAUGAAAUCAUUAGUGAUGCAUUAGACUGGAAAAAGACAUUAUUGUAGAAGUGUCUGCAGAGACAUAUUUGACUUUAUAGGGUCUUUAAAGAGGAUUUCAAAUGAAAACCUGUGGUUAUAGCUUUAAUAAAGAGAAAUCCUCCUUAUAUCCUGCAGUGUAGAUCAGUGCUCUGCUAGAAAUGGAUAUUUUCAUGGGUGAACAGCAGUGAAAUGGAGUAAACAUGCUGGAUUUGCUAACAAACAACAGCCUAACGAUCUCAGAUACUUCUAUCAAUAAGAGUACGUAUAACUCUGGCUAAUGUGCUAUUUAUGUGCAAAUAAUGUGUAUGCGUGUGUUGCAGCCUAAUCAUCUCACCUGCCCAGAGAAGUGAAUCUCCAGCCUUGAACACUGCAUGAAAAUACUCUUUCUCUGCCAAUUGUCUUUUUCCAUUUGCCCCCUUUGUAUCUACUUAGUUCCCUUUGUCACUUUCCAUUUUUUCAUCCCCCCCUCUCUCACACACACACUCACGAACACGCACGCAGGUACAAGUUAUCAAUUUAAGAUGCUCCAACACACGACCAGAGAAAUACUAUCAGUCCUCCUCACAUUUAUCGACGUUGACUGACCCCCGGUCUGUCCCUUUUCUUUCUAUCUUUAGCCAUCACUUCUUCUCCUCCUCUUCUGUCUCAUUCCUCUGCGUUGAUCUUUACACAUCACACCUCAUUCUCAUUCACUUUCUCUUUUUAUUCUCUGCCCUUUUACUUCCUUUUCAACCACUUUCAGCGCCUUUUUUCUUUUCGUUCAUAGGUGUCAGAUGGCUUUUGUUUUUUACCCCUCUGAAACCGAGAGUAAGAAUUGAUCCCUAUUUUCACUCCACCGAGGCUGAUGAAUACACCUCAGAGAAAGAAUUAAUGAGUAAUUUGUGAAUGAUCUCUGAGCCUUUACCCCUUUUGUGGCUAACCUUGCCUUUCAGAGUUCAUCAUCUGGAAAGACGAUAAAAACGGUGUGUGAAAGUGUGUGAGUCUGUGUGUUUGCGACAUGAAAGAAAAAGAAGAGCACGGAGAGGUAGACAGACAGACGGAAAGCGCUCACAGGCACCGUAUGAGCUGAAUAUUAUGGUAAUGUCGGGAAAUCUAUUCUUUUCUUCAACUUAGGAGGGUAUACACAGCAUGUAGUUCCUGUGUUGCUGCGAGUGUGUGCGUCUGUGUUGGGAGUUGGUGGUCACAGACUUGGAGUAAUGCUGAGAGUCUGCUCUGACUGGAUAAGCUCCGUGUUUGCAGAGGUUCCAACUUGAGGAUACAAGAUAGGGCAUGAGUAAUCUGCUCUGCCACAGUGACAGACAAAUCCCCCUUCACCCCUAGACGAGCAUGUGCACAACAUACACAAAGACUGAAUGUACUGUAUGUACGAGUGAAAAUAGUGGCAGACGUAUGACAAAGCUGCUGCAGGCACUUUUGCUCUAAAUAACGUCAUUACCUCAGGUCACCAUAACAAUUUCUCUGUGCUCUUCACUUCAUUGUGCACACCGAAGGGAACCGAAGUACAAAGACCUUGAGGGUCAAGUUUCUUUAAUCUUUGUUGCAGGAAUCAAGGUUUUAAGUUAAGGGUUUCCUUUAAAAAUUUCUCUUCUCUCUCUCUGCAGACUUUUUAUUGAGUCUCUUGAGUUUAAAUUCAUCUCUUUGAUCUUCUUUUUGAACUUUGAUUGCCUCUGCAAAAUACUCAGGCCCCCAGCAGGGAAUCGUUUUUUUAGUGGCAACAAGUACAAAUCACUGUCGCACGAUGACUUUGCUUGUGGAGUUUGCGCGUGUCAAGUGUUGAUGGACGCCUGUGCGGAUACAAGUGGCAUGUCGCUGCUGCAUAUUGAUGAACUCAAUUUUUCGGACAUAUGGAAUUUAAAUCUUGAUGACAGUUAUUUUAUAAAAGUUGCAUAAGCUGAAGAGGUUGAACUGCACUGCAAAUUUACAACUACAAGAUGUGAGGUUUGACAAUAUUGAAAUGAAAAUAAUAAUAAAAAAAACAGUGUACGAGGCUUUUAAGCAUUUGCACGACAGCUCCCCCCAAGUGAUGCCAAAACAUUUGCAGCCCCACUGACUGACUGCAGUAUCACGCCACAUCUUCCAUAUUUAUAGAUGUAACAGAGUCAGGCUUUAAAAUUUAAAACAGCACCAAACAUCCUUUCAGUCACAGCGGUUAGUGCUGACUCUUGUUCGAGUGUCUGUUUUCCAAGAAAGCAAGUUUCAAUUUGAUGCUGGUGAAGAAGAGAGGUUGUAAGAGAAAACAUAAACACAGACACAAGCUAUUGAACUUUCAGUCAUCAUGAAUGUCUCCUUGAAGCUCGUAUAAGAAUCUAUUAUGGUGUUGUUUGAGUGGGUCUGAAGGAUUGUUCCAUUACUAAGCUAAACAUACAUUUCUGCAUAUGACUUGGUUUUAUAGUAUGUUAUAUCACUACAUGUCAGUACCUGCUGGUAUUGAGGCUUAAUUUUAUUUUAUUUUUGUAGUGAAAGAAGAUGACGUCUUAGAGCAUUAAAGGUGUGGUAGGCAUGAAUCCGUUAAAAAAAAACAUGUUUUUUGUGGUGUUUAUACAAAAAAGCUUUUAAUGUCAGUCAAUAGCUAUUAGUCACUGAUGACAUUUGGUAAUAUAACAAUAUCGCUGUGUUACAAUAUCGGACAGUAGAAACCAACCAGAAAGUACAGAAAAUUGUCUGACUCCUCCUUUAGCCACGACUGCCGACACAAGCAAGAAAACGAACUAAAUACAGGAGACUCUGGCGGAACAAUGGGCGCUUAAAAGUAGGUAGACCACCCGGACAGGAGCUAAAAACAGCCGGGUCAACAAUGAUUGGGAUCUUCCAGACCCUGCAACGUUUCUGCUUGACACGUAAACCGCUUUAACAAAGUAAGCCAAGUGUCUGUAACAGAAGUGUUUCUUGUCAAACGGGACCUGCUGCGUGUUGUAGCGCCACUAAACUGUUAACCUCGGGUCCUGGACUAUGUCACUUUAUCCUAGUUUUAGAAGUCCUGCAAACAUUGUGUUUGCUGGUAGUCUGUUGGCAUCUACAGUAGCACCGAUGCUUUUUACUUUCAUGUUGACUGGGCCCCAUUUGUAAUUAUCUGAAGCAUUUAUCUGCAUUAUAUCUGAAUUAAAUUAAAACGAUACAAGCGAGCAAAGCAGAGACAGAGGGGAGAGGAGGAGCUGAGGGGAAAACUGGUUGGGGGGGAGGGGGGGGUUUACAUUCAGGAUUUCUCCCAAAUACUUUAACUAUGUUGUUUUUUAACUGAAAUAACUAAAGGGAUUCCUUCAGCUCCUCUCAAUCACCAUCAGAAGGUCAAAAAAGAUUUUUUAAUAUUUCAUAGUAAUGUACAGAUUCUCACAAAAAUCACAACAGCCUUUUACGCCUAUAAGCACGUAUAACGCUAUAUUCAACUUACCAAACCCCCAGAACUGUCCCAAUAGAAAAAUUUUUACUUACCUGAAGAGAAUUUAAACUUUCCCGUAAUCAAGAUGUUUUUUCUUCACCUUCUUCUUAUCGUCACUGGAAUGACAGGAUGCCAUUAACCUCAGACCCUGAGAGCAACAAUAUGGAUCACGGUCAAAAUAGUGCAGAUUUGGUCUCACAGAAAUACCUUAAAGGACCAGGAUCCUCGACACUGCAUUGGGAUUUCAUGCCUGCUAGAAACCUGAAGUGCCAAUCAGUCGGAGAAAGUCAGACGAUAUAAACAUGAACAGGUCAGAGUGGAUUGAUUAACAAUCUUCUGUCUGUGGAAGUACUUUUUGUGACUAGACUGAAUGAAGUUGUGACUGUUUUACAGAGUUGAUGUCUUCUGCUACCACGUCCACUCUGCAUAGGCAUUGAUUCCCUUGUGCCAGGAUGUAAUUUGGGCAAUUAAGUGCAACUAAAAUCUCUGUGUGAAGAGGAGUUUUAGAGGAGAUUUUCGACAUCGUGCUCGAUCAAUGUCGGCAUGCGUCGCGUCCAAGUGCAACCUCAUCUUGUGAAUAAUUGUGCGUGCAGUUCAGUGUAUGUAAACACUCCGAGUCUAAAUUACCCUUAAAUACCUUUUCUUGUCUGUGGGGAACAGCAGGUCACUGAAAUGAAAGCAGACUACAGUAUUGACAGAGGGCUAUUGUUGGAGUGCUUUAGAUGCCACAUUAAUCUGGAUUCUCCUUUUGAAGCUGCCUAAUUAAGUCCCCUCUGCAUAAAAGAUACACUGCAGUAUGUGCACAUGGCAUGGAUGCUAACUGCUAAUUACAAUUUGUUGUGAUUUGGUCUGAAUACAAAAUGAUCAUUUUCUCUGCCCCUUGCAAAGGCUAUCAAUCAGCUUGUCAACACAGGGGACAUAAUCACUAUUUGAUUACAAGGACGGGAUAAAACCAGGCUGAUUAUAAAGUUUUAAUGAAAGCAGGGAUAGGAGAGUUGUCCCAAACGGCGGGAAUUUUACUGUUGUGUCUCACCUUACAUGUCCUUUUAGUUUGGUGAUUGAAAGUAUCCUUAGUAAGAGGCUGAACGGCUCUAAAAGUAGCCCCAAUGGUAAAAGAAAUUACCCUUGCUGAAUCCCUGUUUUCAAGGAAAAAUGAUGCAAAAUGAAUGAAACCAGCUGUGCUCUACAUCCCGUUGAGAACACGCAGUUCAGAGUCUUUAUGUCUCUAAAACCACUUGAACAAAACGGCGGUGUGCUUUUAUACUGCGCUGAUGGCAGUGUAAAGUACUCUCAUUGCAUAUCAUGAUUCCCAGAACAGCUCACCUAUAGGAUCAUAUGUUCUUCCUUUUCCCUUUCCCAAGCUUCCCUGGUGUCUCUCUGAACUCUUCCUUUUUAGAUCCCUUACUUUAUUUCACUCAUCUCCUCUUGUCUUUCCCCUUUGUGGCUUCUGUAAUAAAAAUGGCAAACAUUUAAGAAGACACUUUGACGUCAGCCCGUUUACUUUCAGAUCCAAUCCACAGAGCUGUGCAUGCAAAGCUGUCUGCACCUGUCAAUUUCAAAAGGAAUCGUGGCACCAGUACUUUUCUGGCAAGUCAGAUAAAGAAGGAAAGUGAAAUGAGUGCACUUCAGCCAUAAAAGCUUAAAGACUGCCACAACAGUCAGUCAGAAGAUGUUAAGCUCAACUUCAUUUUUGAAACUACUCCAUUUACUUUUUAUGCAGUUAGAGUUGAAGAGAAAAAAUAACUGACAUGACCGUAACGAAGAUCUAUGUGACUCACAGGAGGCUCGUCUGUAUCAGACCUGAUCGCUCCCUCUCCCUCUCAUAAUUCAGUGACAGCUGCAUUUUGGCAUUAGUGGAUUUCAGCUGGAAAGUUCAGAAAUGGCUAUCUCCCUCUGGCACCUUCAAUCUCCAAGACACCUAAAGCUGCAGAAAGCUACCUGACUGCAUCACAGGUUUGUUGACAGAAAGUGGAUAUCAGUCAAAAACAUAUUUGUUAGAAUGAUUCACACUGCGGACCGUGGACAGCGGACUUAGGGUUUAAAUCCAUCUGCCUUUUUGUUCACUGGGUGCUGCUAUCCACUAACCCCAAUGACUUAAUCCUGUGGCUUUAAAGAGCCAGUUGUAAAUUUAGGAAGGAGAGUACGGCAAGCAGUAGUACAAUGAUGAAGCAGUAAUGUUGAUGGGUUGUCAAUGUUGUGAAUGUACUCUUUGUUUCAGGGCUAAGAAGUCAUUUAUCAAAUCAGGAGGUUUUUCCCUUUGAAUGGUUCGCAGAGUUUAGUUUUUCCUCUUUUGUGGACGCUCAAACUUAUUGUCUGAUUUUUUUUUUCUUUUAAGAAAAAGCCAUCAUAAAUACUAAUUACCGAGCUCCCCUAUUAAUCACCAAGCUGUGUUAAAUACCUGACUGUGAUUUGUCAAAGCUCCAUGACAACAGUUAUUAAUUAUGAAAAGCAAAGGCAAAACUAGCGGCAGUCUGAUCAUACAUAUAUCAAUCAGCGGAAAGAAGUUAUGGCACAUCUGGUGAACUAUUUAUGGUUUCACCUCCUUCUGUUGACAGUCUGUUAGGAACUCAAAUUUCCAAAAGCUUGAUUGACAAGUGGAGAAUAUUCUUGAUAUUACUUUGGGCCUAAGUCUGACCAGUCAGAGAGAAGACAAGAAGAAGGAUAACUGUGCUGAAAUUAAGAAGUGAUGUUACAAUACUCAAGGAGCUUAGUUAGAGAGACAUCAAUCAAAUUGAAGAAAACAGACAUUAAGCAACUACAAGCUGCCUCGCAGAAUAGGCUUUGGCAGGGCAGUUGAGAACGGCGACAGAAAAACUGCUGGAUGACUGUGGCUUAAGACAGUUGAGUUAACUUUGAUAUCUAAAAAUUAAACUGGAUGAUUUUGCACCUAUUAUCGGAGCUUGGAUCAAGAAUAUGGCACAAUGUAUGUCAAUGGAAAAAAUUACAUAUACCCUGAAAAACAAAUUGGCACUUUAUGAGGAAAUCUGGAAACCAUUUGAUAGCUGUAUCGAGAAUGGGGAUAUUGAAGGGCUAUUGGGGGGGGGGACAAAUGGUAAAAAAAUGACUUUUGUAAUAUACAAUUACAUUACAAAACUGUCUGCAUAUUGUGAUAUGAAAGUCAAUAAAGAUAUUAUGAGGAAAAAAACAGGAUCAUAUUAAGAUGAAGGUUGCACCAGGAUGACAUUAGUUUUUAUGUGACUCUGACCCAAGAGCUGGCUGAUGGUAACACUGUUGCCACAAAAGCGCUACCAACAAAUAAAACUACAGGACGACUUUUUUAUCUAACAUUAUCUAAAAUGUAAUUUUGUUUCAUAUCCAGAUAAUAAGCUGAAUAAUGGAUACUUAGACGAUGGUUAAGUAUAUCUCUUGACCUCCAGUUUUUCUCCUUUUUGCCUCCAGUUAUUACUAUGACGUUAUUGUGACGUUAACCCGACAAGGGUCUAUAAGCAUCAGGGUCUUGAUGAUCCCUGUCUUGGUUCCAUUUCACAUAAAUAUCAGUGAACUGUACAAUGCUUAGCUCUGUUAAAUCAACCGCUCAGUCCUGCAUUGACGUUUAGAUUUGGCUGCUAUAUAAAUGCUCUUACGCUGGUUUUACAUUCCCCACAUGUCAAGCUACAAUUUGCUGAAUUUAGUCUUGUAAUGGUGUGAUUAGAGUAGGUGGGGAGCAGCUGCCUGUGGCAUAUAGUACAGGUUGUAAGUGGGAUCAGUUGUAGCUUUUAGCUGUCACAGCUCAGUGUGUAGUCUAUUCAAAAUACCAAAUGCCAACAUGCUAGCGUUGAAGGUGCCGAAAAUAACCACCGACUGUCUGACGAUAUCCUAACAUUUCCAUUCUACCAGAAAAAGACGACUCAUCUUUCAAUCAGACUCCAUUGUGGGCUCUUCUCUCCAUGCUCAUGAUCCUGCUGCCUGUGUUCUUUCAGGCUUCAUUUGUACAAACAAGGGUUUUCUGAAACAACAAUACUCAGCAUUUGUCAUUUCCUGUGCCGGGAUGCUUUGAACGUAAUACAAGCCUCAUUUCCAUUCCGAGCCUUCCUGCCUGAUUAAUAACACAAAAGUGCUUUUACUCCCUUUCUCUCAGCCUUUGUGGUAGCUUUCACGGUUGGCUUCAGCCCACAUCCAUAUUUUCUUAAACUGAAGCGUUUAUUUGUUCGUAUAUGGAGCGAUAAAUAAUGUUUGACUUGUGCAGCUGCUGAACAUUCUCGUCCUUUCUGUGGAGCAUAGUCACUGUGCUGUGAUCGGGGGGGUGGGACACAUUUUAAACACUCUUGAUUAAUUUAAUGAAAUACUGAAACUCGAAGCCAAACAUUUAGAUUUUGUGAUUUUGCUGGAUGUGGAGAAGAGUUCUGCACUCACCUUCAAGAUCUUGUCACUCCUUUUCUGAAGUUUGCCCUCUGUCCUAUUUCAUAUUUCAUUUCUCAAACUGCAAAGCAAAAAAAAACCCAAAACAUUUUUCCUGCUGAAAGUGUUUUGUGAGAGGUCUUAUUGUAUUCUUUCAAAAAGAGGCUGAAGAAAUAAAUAACAGCUCAGAGCUGAUGUUUUAUCAAGGACUGUCAUUCCAGGCCUAUCUCAGUCAAAUUUUGAAUCGAAAAAACUUACAAAAUCAUUCAAACCUAUAUCUUUUUCUCGUAAAGAGAUAAAGAAAAGAUGGUGAUUUCUCAACGCAGGAAUUUUCUGAAACCGUUUCAAUCCCUGCUGAAUAGAUCUCAUGCUUGGUCUAGUUUCUCUCAUGACUUUUUUCUCUGCACUACCAUUCAAACUGUCAGACAUGACUUGACUCACCCUUUCACAGUCGACCACCACUGACCUGUGGUCAGAGCUGUCAAAUUAAACUUUGUUCCAAAAAGCUUCUGUGGUAAUGAAGCCAUUUUCUAGCUAGUGGAAGUAGAAUUUAACAAUGAUCUGCUUGAUCUUGCAUUAGUGUUUCUGUACUGCUUUAAUGGACAGGGCUACGUUGUGUAAUCUGACCCUUGAAUAGCGGCGGAAGAGUGAGGCCCAUAUGGAAACGAUGGUUGUUGCAUGUUAUUCUUUAGGGCUUUAAACUCCCCCACAUCCUGUUUCAUGAUGCUCGUGUAGUGCUGCUUGAGAAACAUCAAAACUAUCAAUGGAAGAAGGGAGGGAAGGGUUGAAACAGAAUCCCCAGUCUAACCCCUGAGUCUUUAUUUAGAAGCAGGAAUCGUUUUGUGUAAAAGACCACAUGGAGGUUAAUAAAUGUCCUGCUUUUCCAACGCUGCAAGCGGAAGCGCCAGUUAGUAGAUUAAUCAGAGAACUGCCUUUGUCUUUAAUCAUUUUAAUUGUAGCUGUGGUGGGUUUGUCUAAAAGACAAAUAUCUCUCUUGAAAAUAAUACUGAUGUAAACUAUUUAGGCCAUCCCUGUUAAGGGGGUUAUCCAUAUGGCUUUAUCUGUGUAGUCUUACAUCUUUAGAUCCAGAUUAUGUCAACCCAAAUAACAGCAGGUCUUUGAUUUGGAUCAUAGUCAGAAUCAUAUCUGAUCUUGAGCCAGAGGGAAGUCUGCCAUGAGGUCUGUCCUGCUGCCCCAUUAAGUUGAACGCACGACUAUGUGCAUUCUAAUGAUCAGCCAUUAAAACAGCUACACCGCCUCUGGAGAAUCAGACAUGCUGUGCUACAUCGGCAGUAAAAAAAAAGCCCAAUGAACAUUAUACAUGUGGCAUCUUUCUAAUUUCUUAUUUCUCCCUAUUUUUUUUAAUUUGCAUCCAGACAAGACAGCAUUCAGCUGCUGUUAAAUGGCUCAGUGUGAUGUAGUCUGAUAUCAGAUCAACUGCCCAGCGAGAGGGAACAGACUGAGCAUGUUUCUGUUUGUUCUUAUUUGAAUAAGAUUUCAAUGGCACUUGCAUAUGACGGAUGAAUUUCAAAUAAGUCAUUUAUAGGAAAAACACACACAGAUAAUAGGCUGGACCAUGUGUUGGUGUGUAGAUUUAUUAGAAUUUCUGGUAAACAGUGUUGUUGUGGAAUUACUACAGAAAACGAGAACAGUUAUCUUGUGAUAACGACUUAAGAUCUCUUUAUCUUGAUAUAUGGAAAAUCGUUUCUUAUGAUAACGAAUUAAUAAAUAAUGUGUUUGCCAUUGUUUCUGUUGUUGUCCGAUUCACGCAUGGGGUGAAAUGUUCCCACGUUGAAAGUGUAGUGUGCAAAGUGGAGCGUGCCGUUAGCGUUUUCAUUGAAAACUCUGGCUUGCUGUUCACAAUGGUAGCUGCAGCAUUUCAGAAAUAUAAAAAAAGCCAUCGCUGUAAUCACACAAAAAAAUGUUUGUUUUGUCGAGAUUAUGAAAAAAUCACUAUCACGAGAAAACAAACUUUGUUAUAUCGAGAUAAUGAGUUAAUAAGUCAUUAUCACGAGAUUACAGUACAUAACAAAAGAAAAAUCCACGGCCGUUCUCAUCUUCCAUAAAUUUCAUCCCAUGAUUGGUUAGUUUCAAAACAAGCCCUCUGCUAUAACUGUUCAUCUUUGUCCCAAAUUGAUCACAUAACCCUUCACAGAGGACUGUCAGCUUGGUCCAAAGUCACGCUCAGAAUUCUUGCCACCUGAUGUGUGACUGUCUUUCAACCAUUAAAUGAACUCAUACUCAGGACACUGCAGCUAUUAAACAGCCGACUGUCCUGUCUCAAACUUAAUGAAGUUCUGUGUUAUGUGUCCUUCGGAAUAUGGCAGCAAUUAUCUGUAUUGCCACGGACAUUUACUGCAUAUAUAGCAGUGAAGAGACUCUUUCUUUGUGCUGCAUUGAGUUGAGUCCUCCUGACAUGUGCUUACCUGUAUUAAAAUGUUGUUUAUUGCAUCUAUUCCAUGCAGAUGUCAAAGACAUUACAUUUUUGGGGGGUUUAUUCUAUUAUUGUGAACAGGAUAUUUUUUGAACAACAGUAGAAUGUAACUUCAAAUUUGGCACAAAGGUCUACCAGAGCUCAAAGUUCCAAUUUGGUCCAAUAUCAAGGCCACUGUGGGCUCAUUCAUCCCGUCCUUGUGAAAACCUUAUCUCAGCAAUGGCUGGAGGGACUUUUAUUAUAUCAGGUCUUUUUUUUUUAUUAGCCGUCUAGGAGAAUGGUGCAAUCCCCGAUUGAUUAGUUGACAAUUUUGUUCUAGCCUCUGUGUACCUGUUCAUUUUGCCGUCAGGAGAAGGGUCUACUGACAAUCACAUUCUCUGCAGAAACAGAGAAACAAAGAUAAACUGGGGUUAUGGUCCCUCCUGCAAAUGCCAAUUCCCUCCCCAGCCUAUAGGGUCCUCAUUCCAGUCCAGUUCACCUGCAUUUGUAAAGCACAUAUAGAAGAAUUGUGCCAUUUUGUGCUCUAAGGUUUAUGCUACCUGAAACCUUUAUUCCUCAACAAAGACACAGGUUCAUUGCCAGAAAGGUGUCAGUCCCAGUUUUCACCCUCAUUGUUGCUCAAACUUUGUUCUUUUAGUGUCCAAACUUUGUUUAGCUGCGUUCCCCUUCGUUUCAGUCGUAGAUUUUUCAUUUCUGUCAAUUUUCCCGAAUACUGCUUUUGGGACAGUGUUUAAGGGCAUUGAGAGCAACAAAAGAAAAACACAGAGUGAAAUUCCUUGAGGGUUUACACACGCUUGGCUUGUAAAGCUGAUUUUUUUCCCCUGAUGGAUCAAAGCCUCCACACAGAAGUAAUAAGAUUCAGUGAGGCUCAACUGGUAGUAAAAAUCAAAAUGAACUCUUUCGACUACACCUGACUGCAUGAGAGUGUUCAGUCCUCCAAAUUUUUUAACUGGAAAAAAGGCAGCUGUUAGAAAAUCAGCACCAAUUUCCAUCCAACCUUUUCAAUAUCAAUAUUCUAUUUGUAAAUGGCAUCAGGAGUUUUAAAAGAUCAUGUCAACACCCCUCGCUGUGCACUGAUUGGUCUGGCAUAUAUUUGCUGUAUUUGAUCGAUUCUCACUGGCAGCUCUGCAGCGUUAAGUCUUGUAGCAUAUUGAGCUCACUAAAUAUAGUCUCUCGGGACUUAUAAGUCUAGACUGGCACCAUAAAAUGAUCCCGACUCUGUUCAGUUGCUAUGGUGAACAAGCUUCAGGGGUUCCCACUUUUGUCUGAGAGAACCCGAGGGGCAAAGGAAGUCCUCUAAUAGAAAAGAGCACAACAAGAAAACAUUUGAAGGGAUUGAACAUCGAGUACAAACACGAGUUAGUGCGACGAACAAUGAGGGUUUUCUUUGGCUCUUUUCUUUGUUCAUUGUCAAUUUAACUUCAAAGUUCAGUUGCCGUCGUUGUUGGAUUCAAACAUGAAAAAUAUGUUUGAUUUUCAAUAAGAAAAGAUGGAUACACACAUGCUGAAAAUUACCUUUUAAGCUGUCAGUGUCAAUAAUCUCUGACAGGUUCUUGGUUUGAAUAGAACAAAUGAAGGGUGUUGCUCUGACACAGAAAAGGCUGUUAAACAGGGACAGUGAAAACAGCAGGGAAGCAGACAUUAAGGUGGUGAGACACUUAAAAAGCCGGUGCCUUUCUUCGAUGUGUCAUGCAGGGUGUUAAUGGAUAAUGUGUUGUUCACCGUGAUAAAAGGGGCGUUUUAGUUCAAGUAAGGUGAAAACUGCCAAGUAAAACAACUAUUCCUCAACUAGCCCGACUUUUGGGGACACUGUCCGAAGGAGUUCACGAUUCUCGAGUCGAAUUGCUUCCUUUACGGAUAAAUCUCUUGCUUUAUCUUCCGGCCAUAAGUCAUUAGUAGCCUAGAGUUGACUCGUGCUGUUUUCUUUGGGGGGUUUUUGCUCUCUGUGAAUCAGAUGAGGUCUCGUUGGAAUGCUGGGUUAUAUAUGCUCGAUGAGGCUUGUCUAAACACAGCAGCAGCAUCCAUCCCGGAAGAUACAAAUAUCUUGCAUGAAAUCAUGCUUCUCAAAGGAAAAACCACAGCUUUUUCUGUGACACUGGGGACACAAACUAACAUAUGUUGGAUGAUGAAUCUAGGAGUCAGUGUCAUGUUUAGCAAACUGUUCUGCAAGGAAGUUAAAGAAAAGACUCUAACUCAAGUUUACUCUGACUGGCGACAGUUCUAACUGGACUGUGGAGAUCAGAGUAGAUUGAUGAAGAAAUGACAAAGAACAAUAACUUUCAGAAACGAUUUCUGAUCAACUAAUCAGCUUUCUACUUUCUGAGGAUAUGGAGUUGUGCUUUUCACUUAGCAUUUCACUUAUCACCCCUCUCUUUUUGUGAACUCGCACGGGUGUUCAUGUGUUUUUUUUAGCAUAUAUGACUCCAGCCUUGUGUUUUCGUUGGCAACAACCUAAAAUAAAUCUUGUGUGAAUGCCUUUUAAAUCCAUAAGCUAUCUUUAAAGGUUUUUUUUUUCUUUCAUGCGAGACAUUAUAGGUACUGCCUUUUCAGAGACUAACGUAAUCAAGCUUGGGGGCGUUUUCAGUAAAUGCCUUAAUCCCUUAUAGCACUUUUUUUUUUCUCGUACAGUAUGAUAAUUUUACAGUCUUGACCUAAAAACAAACCACACUGUAUUUAUGAUUUAUGGAGUGUUGAUUUAGGUUUACAUUUUUCCCACGUUGGUGCUGCUGAUUUUAACGGGGCCAUAUACAGGCUUCGGUUGGGGGACCAGUCGCUCUUGGAAACCGAUCAUUGCACAAUAAUCUUUUUUUUUUUUUCUGGCCCAGUGAAUCAAAAGCGCUCUGGCUGGGUGCCCAACAAAAUGAAGCAAAAGCCCUCAGACACCUAUCAUCCACUCCAUUUCAUCACUGAAACUUUGUUUGCUGCACACAUUGACUGCUGCUGAGAACCGCCACCCUCGGGUAAUCAGGCAGGAAGAAUAAAUGUGCGGUUUGAAUAGCAUCAAAGCUAAUGAAUUACCUGUAUUUCUUUGCAUGUUUUUGUAGAUGGAAAGGUGGAAGUGACGAAGGAGAGCCUGAAGCUGUGCACCAUGGGGCCGGGGAAGGUGUUUGGAGAGCUGGCUAUUCUCUACAACUGCACCAGGACUGCCACUGUCAAGAGUGAGUCUCCUCCGACACCUGUAAAAACAUCCACAGUGAUCACAUCAGUCCGUCCACAUGCAUCCCCAGGAGUCAGAUAGUGUCACCUGUUAACAGCAAACACACACAUCCACUGAAAUCUGUCCCUGCAGUGCAAGGAUUAGAGGUAUUUUCAGCCUGUAAGAUCCUUUCUCAGCACAGAGUGAAGGAUCACACAAACAGUGUACAAAUACCCGCAAUGAUGAAACACUUCCCAUCACCACUUUGUGUUUUCACAAUGCUCCAGUUAAGUGUUUUGUGAGACCCCCGGCGAGCUGAAUAUCAAGGUUUACUGCCUUUCGCUCUUUCAUGUGUCGAAGCUCCAGCUAUGCGGGACGCACAGUGGGUGAGUAGGUGGUCAAUCUGACUGGCGAUUUGAAUAGUCAGUCGAAUAAAGCAAAGAGAGGAGACUGAGAAAGGACAGGACAGAUGGUGUACUACGCACAUUUGAGACCUAGUGUGCUAUAAGAAGUGUGUGUCGGGAUGAAAAAUGUGUGUUUUAUGUGAGGAAGGAAAUGGGAAAUAGCGGGGAAUCUGUCUUCAGAUGGAACGAAAAGAGACAAGAGGAGGGAUGAGAUCAAGUCCUUUAGGUUAAAGUGUAUCUUUGCACAGAAAUGAAAACAAAUGGAUGCAACGAUUGGCACAAAGUCCAACACUGUAUCAUGGUUUAGGUUAAUCAAUAUUGAUGUGACACAUUAAUUCACAUGCACCACGCAGGUUGGUUUAGUCUAUGCUUGGGGGACGUCAAUCGGUGUGUGACCCAGGUAUGAAUGAAUGCAUGAAGUAUUGGAAUUCCUCAGGUUGAAGGAGGGGGUGAGUUUCACAGAACAGGAAAUGGGGGUUGAUGUCAAUGGCAGCAAGGUUGCACGCCCCCUCGCUUGCCCCUUUUUACGUCCCAUGAUCCCCUACCUCUGACUAGCCAACCUGUCGGAACUCCCAGCUCCCGUUGCUAUGGCAACAAGUGCCCAGAGGGAGAUGAGCCAACUCUUAUAGGAUAAAAUAUUCUCCUUCCCACAGGCGACAGGGUGUCUGUCUUUUUCUUUUUGUGUCUUCUCUUCGCUCGCCACCAGCCCACCUGCCUGUUACUUCCUGUCAUGCUCCUUUGAAGUGUACGUCAGCGCUAUAGUGGGGCAGCUGCUGCUUCGUAAUAAUAAUAAUAAUAAAUAAAAAAAAACUCCACAUGGAACAAAUGAUGUAAUUGUCUACACUGGCAGAAGUGUGUUUACAGCUUUACAGGGUCACUGGCACCGUCUGGGAGGGUAGUUGUCUCUGGUUUAAUGUCCGUCUCCACACAAGAAUGUACCCAGGAAUUCAGCUGCCAUUUGGUUGUUAGAGGUGAUGACUACCUGAUGAGUGUGUGCGAGAAUUCAGGCGUCAGUCAGGCGAUUAGAUUUGUUCUCUGUUGGAGGACUUAGUCUCGAAGUAAUUUUAAUGUACACUGCUCUGUCUCCAAAUGUGUGUGUCUGAUUAAUGAUUACAGUUUAGUUUAACUUAGAUGACUAACAUGCUAAUGUGGAAUCAGACGACUUCAUCCAUUAUACUGUCAAGGAAUCUCCUCUCUAUCAUUCAACCGUGAAAGAAAAUCACAAAAUAAUUACAUUAUUGCUAACUGUGAUGAUGAAGUGAUAAUUGGGGGUUGUCACCUGUUGUGAAAACUCGCAGAAACAAUGAAUUUCUCAUGAAGUCAAUUAUCUGCAGAAACUGUUUGCAUUUGUAACUCAGAUCAGUCAAGAGCUUGACACUUCUUUAACAGAGCGAUCAGGCUGCAAACAUUCUGAUGAUAUUUGUGUCUUUCUCUAAAAAAAACUGUAAAACACUUGGGCACAUUUUGUGUUACUUAACUCAAACGUUUGUAAACCGGACUUGAAUAGGAAAAAAAAGACUUCAUUCAUGAGAUUUAAUUAGUUUCAGGGAGAGCAAAAUGAGCUUGAAAUGUUCUAGCCCAGCUGCUUUUAGUCUCAAAGCAUCCUAGCAGUUUUAUAGCUUUUUAUAACCCAAUUACUUCAAAUUAGCAACAACUUUUUUUUAGAAGCACACUGCAGCGUUUGGGGAUGUUUAAUUGUGUCUUUCCUAUCUUUCAAGCAUCAUUUGGUUUCUAUUUUUAACCGAGCACGAUAAAAAUCACAGGCAUGAAACUAAUUCAUCACAGCAAACAUCGUGCCUGCUGGCUCUCAAAAUGAAUCUGCACUUAGGACUGUCUAACACGAAGACACAAUGUUUCUGUGACAACAAAGGAAGCAGUGAUAUGCAGUGAUAAGCAGUGAUAUGUUUACUUGAAUAGAUUAUCUGUCUCACUCUCGAUUUCAAAUUCUCUGUAAGUUGUUUGUCAGACUAAGAUGGUAUCACUGGGGUCUGGUAAUUACCUUAAAAGACGGUGAAGCGCAUUUUAGGUUGGCAGGAAUUUCUCUGAUUCAGAGAGAAAUAUGCAAAGUCAUGAUUAAAAUACAAACAAAUAGGAGCCUCUGUUAAAAAUAAAACUGAACAAUGAAUCAAACCAGUUUCAUAUCAAAGCUCGGACUUUUUUUAUGCAGGGGAGCGCAAAGAUGUUCUGGCAUUCAUCCAGUCACCCAAUUUUAAGCAGGUGUGUUGCAGGGAUAAGACAAAUUUACAAGCUCUCACAAAUAAUUUAAAGCCUGGUUGCAUUUGCAAUAAUUUUGUGUUUUUAUGAUUAUGAAUUCCAGGGACUGACAGAUAUUCUCUUUCCAUCAAUCCUCCUCCUUUUCAGCCUUCAGGGUAUUUCAUGUGCGAGCUCUUUCUUACACUCUCCCAGGUGAAAUGAACCCUGUACAGUAAGCGCGCUCUUAGUUGAGCAUCUGGAGUCGCACUCACUCCUGGGCUGUGUAAAUCCAGCGAUCAAUAUGUUAUGUUGGGUUUCAGGAUACAAACAUUUACCUGCAGAGUUAUUGCCACAUUUGGUGUUUGGCUUUGCGAGACUUGGUGAAUGAGGCAGGAUUUUAUGUUCUGCCUGAGAGAGAGAGAAAUACCGCCUGUGUUUACAAAAAAGAAAAGUUCCCCUCGCUUUCAAAUCCAUAUCACAUCAUUUUCACAUGACAACAAUCGGGGGGAAUCUGGCCCAAGAGUAGAAGAAGACGUGGGUGGGAGUGAGAGACAAAAAAGAGAGAGGUGAUAAAUACAGGACAACAGUGACAGCAAAAUGAGGGAGCCACCUCGAGGGAAGCGAGACAAAAUUGGUGUGUUUUGUGUCUGCAGACAGUCGAGAGAGAGAGGGACGGUGGCCUUUAGUGGAGUAAUAUUCUUCUGUAGCACCAAAAUGUCCCUGUUUCUCAGGGAGCCGGACUUGAUGGCAUAACAGGAAGCAAUUCAGUACGGUGUGAUAAAAAGCAUGCAGCAGUUUACUGUAGCAGGUAUUACUUGAGCAUGUGAAAACAGUUCAAAAGAGGUGAUUUCCCUCUUGAAAAUGCUCAACGAAAACCACGAAAUCUGACAACUGAAAACUGAAAAAGCAUCUGAAAGGGGGUGAUCGGUGGUUUCUUUACACAACGGGAGCGAUUUUUCGUGUGAUUAUUUCUGACGUCAAUAUUUUUUUUUGAAAAUGUAACCUGUCAAUACAAGUGUUCACAUAAGCGGUGUUUUCCCAUCCUGCAAUAUUGCGGCAUUUAUUUUUUCGUAUCACGGUUGAAUUUUCUAAAGUUUCGCAUACCGUGUGUCCACUUCUGACCAAUCAGAUUUAGUGUUGUUGCGGCUUUAGAUUCACCGGUAUAUCCAACAUGGCCGACCGGCUGAUUGUUUACAUGUUGGAGAACAGAGUGCAUUUUGAUAAAAAACACAAAUAUUACAAAGAUAACGACCUGAAGGACAACUUGUGGAGAGUCAUAGCGUCGGUUUGUGUGCUUUAACAGUUUGUUAAACGUCUUUGUUUUAACUUUCAUCUGUGCUAAGUAACUUUAGCUCAUAAGCUAACCUGUUCAGAUACAACAUACCAUAUGUAUUUUCACUGUCUCAAACUCAAUCGCGUUGCUGUCACAGCACCGUUAGGUCUCAGUUGUUACCUUACGUUUAUGGAUUAUAGUUUAAUGUGCUUAUCUGGUACUGGCCCCGACUCAGUACAUGCUAUCAUGACAGACAAACAUCUCAACACUAGUGUCUAAUCAGAACUGAAAAAAAGUCAGUCUGCUGUUGUGUCAGUCUUCUCGCUUCCACCUGGGACGCGUCUUUUUCCCCCCCGGAAAGUCACAAAAUCACAUUGCGCUUGAUGUGUAUAGUCAGGCGUGUCAAAAUUCGCCUCAGAAUAUUUUGUAAUUUCGUGUCGUAUAUUUGCGUCGUUCCCGGUGUAUAAGGACCUUAAGAAUAACUUUCUUGCUUUACUUUAAAAAAUUCCAAUCUGAAACUGUUUGUACCAAUUUUCCACAGUGGACUGCAACAUCCUCACAUCUUGUUUUGUUGGAUUAACAGCCUAAAAAAUGAAAUUCAGUUUGAGAGUGACAUUUAACAGAGAGGCUCAGCAAAUUCUUUCAUCAGUGCCUGACAUUUUAGCUGGAAAAAGUACUCAUGUGAUCAAUAAGAUUAACAGUCAUUGUGAACAGAUUGAUAAAUGAUGGAUUUAGUAAUUAAUCAUUAACUGCAGCAUCAGACAUUAUCAAGCUUUUCCCUGUAGGCUUCAUAGUAUUUUGAUAUCUCAAAUGCCUCACAGUCACUUUCUCUUGAUUAAAUAUCCUGACAUGUCAGCCAAUCAGAAAAAUCUUCUCAUCAGAUCUCUCCAAGCUGUGAAUGACUUAAACAUCUGUUGUUCCUUAAGUCAAAAAUCUACCAAUCAAACUCCAUGUUACCAUGAUCUACAGCACAGAAAGGGUUAAAGCAUCAUGUUCAGUGAGGGCAGCUGUAAAUGAUUGGCGGGUAUCCUGGUGUUGUUUUGGAACAGCCCUCCUCUCUCUCAGAGGGAGGUCACUGCCAGUCAACACUAACAUAAUCAGAGAGACUGAUUAUCUGAGCGCUCCAUCUUAAUGAUAGGGCUGGAAAAAGCAGUCUCAGACAUCAAUGCAGAAACUCAGCCACACGCUCUAUGGGGAUCAUAUCUAAUGUGCAUGAAUGCUUUAGCUUAAAAAAUUACUUUGAGAGUAAUUGCAGUAACUUUUUGUCAGGAGGCAAUAAAAACAAAUCCAGAUAAGGCCAGGACAGGGUUCAAAAUUAAUUUCGUUUAGAUGACUCUAUCAAGUAUACUGUCGGAUAUUUGGCAGCAGCAGCAGGCAGAUAACUUUGACGAACAUACUUUUCUCUUCCCAGCAAACUCUGUCACUCACCCACACACUACAAGAAGAUUUUUUAAAGUGCGUUCAGGUUUGACAGGUGUGUAUUUUUAUGAUAAAUGUCCAGCAUCGGUUGGCCCUCUUUUAAACAUGGGCAGCCUUCCCCUUCAUGCUCUAAUGCGCAUCCGAGAAUUAGGUGUCAGCUGUUUAAAAGAGCGUGAGUGUACAGGUUUCGGGAAAAGCAAGCACAGCUGAGAAAAUGGCACUAUUCAAUUUGUGGGAAACAAAAUGAUUCAGGAUUCAAAAAUGAGAGUUAACCUGGUCAGACCCUGGCUGGCCCCUCAACAAGAGUUACAGUGCACAUAUAUUGAACGAAUUACAGCAACAAUUUAAAGCAACAGAUACAACGUCACACUUAACCUACGUCUCACAGGAAUACUAGAGCCAACAGCGUGGUAACAAACAGAUGAUUUACCUGCAUCUAGAAAAUGAAGGAUUUACAGUGCAGGUAGACCAAAUUACAGCCAACAACUGUGUAGCAAAUUACAGUGCUCUUAAGCACAUAUUAAAGUCUGCUUUGAGCCACCUUAGCUCUGUUAACAAGCUUGCAGGAGUCUUGGUCAGCAGUCUCCUCUCCUCUUUUUUUUCAGCCUCAGCGUUCUCUUCCUCGAUUGCUGCUCAUCUGACUAGAAAAAAUGUACCCUUUUCCUGAUCUUCAUUUAGUGCUGGUACACUGUUGAAGUCCUGCUUCAGCUGGAAGAAUUUUGCAUGGCCCGGCGUAAUUGUUUUGGUUAUUACUCAGUUUUCUUACUAAUCACCUGGCUGUUCUGAAUACUUUAAAUCUGAUUAGUCAAAACCCCCUGACAUAGCAGAGCAACACCAGAGACCAUCAGACCACAUCAUAUCAAAUCAACCUGCCUAAAAAUUUGAGUCCUGGCAAAACCAUUGGCUUCUAUUAGCAUGCUACUUUAUUAGACUAAAUAACACAGAUGUAGGAAUCCAUGCAACAGCAGCAGAGAUGGUUAGUGCAUAUCUAAGUUAUAUACACCGCAAUUCAACUCAAACCAUCGGGGGUAGUGAUAUAAACAGAAGUGCUAAAAGUCUUUUUCCUCUUUGUUUAAAGUUGUAUCAACUGCAAAACUCUAAAGAUUCAGAGCUGAAUCUUAAAAUGUUCAACUUAAUGUGAAUUAUAACAAAUAAGCAGGCUACUUCAUUCCUGCAGAAACAUACUUUUCAGCAGAAAUGUUCAGUUUACUUAAAUGGUUAUGACAUGAGCAUGCUAAUGUUUUCACUUAACCUUAACUGAAAAUUUUGGUAACGCUUCACUUGAAUAUAAUUUCAUCUCUAUAAUGUAUUAUAAAUAAAUGUAUAAUGCGUUAUAAUCACGUUAUAGCACUGUAUAACUAAUAAUUAUACAUAUAUUUGUAUUGCGUUAAAGAGAUAGUCGUCAAGUGAAGUGUUACCGAAAAUUUUAAUUCAAUGUUUGUUGAAAGAUCAAAUCUUUAUCCGCAGUUGAGCUAUCUCAAAACAUCAAUAUUAAACAUCAACCUCAAGCUGUUUUUGCUCUCAGACUGUACUGAACCCUCUCAGGUUUGUAUCUGUGAUCACUGUCACCUUCAUCAUUUGACUGACAAUAGAAAAGGAAAUAAUUUCAUAGGAAUACAAUUGCUUACUGGUGCUGUCAACGAAGAUCUGAUGCAUUAAUGCAUAAGAUGCAUAUUGAUGCAGACCAUUCUAUACCUGUGCAUAGAUAGCGCAUGCAUCAGAUUUUCAUCUCAAAUUGACCUUUCCUCUCCGCUUAUGAUUCAAAGUAUUUGACAUUUAUAAUUUAUCCAGCUAAUGUGGAUUUGAGAUAAAAAUGUAAACACAGUUUUGAUGAAAAUGAUGGAAGAUUUUCCUUUCCUUAGAUUAGAUGGUGCUAUACAAGCUAUGACUGUAUCUGUUCUUUGAGGGGAGAAGGAUUCAUCACAAGAGGAGGGUAAAUGUAGCAUCAUGGGCCUAACUGUGAGGAAUAAAAGUCCUGUUUACCUGUUCUAACAAUCAUUGUUUUUCCACGUCAUGUAAAAUCAGCUUCCAAAACUUCCACAGAUCCUUAUAAACAGUACACACAUGCAGCACCACACGAAUACUGGGACCUACGAUCAAUGCAGUCUCGUUUUUACAGAUGAAAAACAUGACAGAGGGCUGCUGCAUCAGUGUCAUCCGUAUUCAAAGACACACUCACACAAAGGUAUCACAGCACUUGAUGCCAUGGUUUCACAGAGAGAAAAUUAUGCCAAAGCAGCAACGUUGAUCUGGAGACAUGUGAGAAUGGUGCUUCAGACAGAGGGACAGCAUCAACGUAGAAAAAAAACCCUUCCUCCCAAUAGGAGUGAGCAAACAGUUACUCCUCUAAUCAGCCUUAGAGGAGGGAAAGUGCACGUGAGCGUGUUAAUGUGCGAGUCUGUGCAUGGCACACUGUGUCUGCUAAGUCUCAGGAAUCUACCUGUCACCAAAGAGACGAGCUAAAGGUCUGACUCCUUGGAGAAACAGACACCGAAGUAAACACUGUGUCCGUAACAGAAGGCAGAGAACGUUGGCCUUGGCCAGGGACUCUGUAAUGUUUAAAUAAUAAAGCACACUGCUUGUAUGACUGUCAGAGUUCCUCCUGAGCCUCUUACUAUCUUACUUUGGGCUCAAGUCUUUCCUGUUUAUACGCCUGAUUGUUAUCCCUGAGUCAUAGAAAUGUUGUCUUUGUCUAUAAACGAUAUAGAAAAGCUGAAAAGUCCAGAGAAGAACUCCUGCCACUUCAGAAUAUUUUUCACAUAUAACUUAAUAAAGAACGGUGGCAUCAACUCCGCCUUUCUCUGACCCGGCUUUGUGAUGCCACAGAACCAGUACUGUGUUUCAGCAGGGCUCUCAUAUUGGAUCUAGCCCAAAAUACAAAACACCGGUUAUUUUCCUUUCAAGCAGAGAAAAACAACAGCAUUUUAGACAAAUUGUUUUCAGUGUGAUUAAAAAUAAGUGGGUGCAGUGCGUAAAAGCACCCGCUGAACAGAAGCCAUUACUUCUGUGCUUAUUGAAAACAAGAGUGAGGACUUUCAAUUUGCACUUCAAAUGUGACAAUUUCCUAUAGAUUUAGCUGAACUCGACAAAGAAAGUGUGUGUGUGUACUGGAGCGAAUGUUCGCGCAGUUCUAAUCAUUAGCAGCCAUCAGCUACGUUAGCCACUUAAAGCAUUAAAGCAAAUACUAUUAUCUUGCUGAUGACAUAAUGCAAGCAUAAAAAUUAGUUGGCAGAACACUUAGCAGUUAGAUUCCACCUUUAUCCUAUUCCUGAAGAGGAUCUCUAGGCCGGGUAUAUUCUACAGUUCUCUGCUUUCCACUUCCAGCUGAACAGGUUAUACAACAGAGUCUACUUCAGGUGCAGCCAUUCAGGCAUUGCAGUACAGAAGAAAGUCUUUACUGCCUGACUCAGCCUAACCUCCUGUGCCAUUUGAUGAUGAUUACUCAAAGGUAAAGAUCAAUUAUAGGUAAGAAAGAAUAACUACAGCCAGGUAAAAGAAAGUACUUCCCUUACCUGGCAGCAGCAUGUUGUACCAUUUAUGAUUACGGUCACUGGCGUGUGCUUUUUCAUGGUCAAAUAAAGGAAAACGAUAAUCAAAGAGAAAAAUGGUAGUAAAGGAAUGAAAGUGCAAGUAUUUACAAAACAUCAAGUUAAAUAUAAUGAUUAUAAAGCAGCACUUGACCUAGAGCUUUGUGAUAAAACAAUAACGAUAUAUAUGGAAAAUUGAUUUCCCUUAAUAUCAAUAUAAAACAUAAUCAAUAUGCUCUUUGAUAUUUGGCAUUCUGCCAUGUUUAAGUAGACUAUACGAAUAGCCAUUAAAAAGGGGAGUUACUCUGGGUCCACUUUGCACUGAACCAAUCAUGUGCUGAAUUAGAACCAAGUAGCAAACAACUGUGUAGUAGCAGGCUGCGGCUACACGCAACCAUAGCACUUGUGCAACCGAAAAAGCUGACUGCUCCGCUGUCCAUAGCGCAAAGCCGUACGCCAAAACGUCAGAGACACAAAGACCUCACAGAUGCAGUAGUUUAUUGUAUUGCAAAAGACAUGCAACCAAUAAGCACUGCUGAAUUUAAUUUCAAGAGUAACAGGGAACAUUUCUAAUUGACAAGUUAUUUUUUGAUAUAUUAAAAAAAUAUAUGAUAUAUAUCGAUAUCCAGUGAUGUGAAAAAAAUAUAUUUUUCCAUAUUUUUUCCAUAUCGCCCAGCCCUAACUUGAGCUGUUGAACAGCAAACCACAGACCAGAACAACCACAUACACUUAUCUAAAAUAUAAUUUUAAAAAACCUAGAGAGCACUUAUGGCCUUGUAUCAGGUUAAUGUAAUGCUUUUAUUUCAUCCCUUUAAUACUAUGUCUAUCUCUCUGAUGUUGACUACUCAUUUCAUGGGUAUCAAGGGAAUAACAUUGAAAAGCAGAGAAAGAUUUCCUUAUGGAAACAAAAACAGGGUUAUACCAGGGCUGAGGAUAUAAUAAGAAGUCUUUCCACACUUUUUUUUAACUAAGGUAGGGGACCUAUUGUACUGCUGAAAAAGUUAGAAAAACCUUUGAGUCUAGAUUCUAGUUUGGUUUAAUAUGUAUUGAGCAGAUUUCAAACAACUCAGCUUGUAACAUGAAAAAAGUAAUUAUCAUUAUUGAUCUAAAAUAAUAGAGUGAGCUCGAGCGCCAUUGUUAGGAAAGGCCCUGCUGGGAAGAGUUGGAAAUAAGGGCUCUUGGUAUUUGUAAAGCUUGUGAGAGCAUCAUUAACAAGGAUCACAAAGGCUGCUGUGUCUUAUGCUACUUACCAUAAUUGAGGUGCAAACAUGAGCAGAGAAAUGAAAAACUGUCUGAGUAGCAAUGCAAAAGCAACGAUAGAUAAACAUGCAAAUGCAAGAAUUUGCAAAUAGACUAUACUGUUUUUUUUUUUUUUCGUCAGCAUGUCCCACCCAAAUUUAAACAACAGAUAACGGGGAGUGUUGGGACAGGAAUAACCAGAGACUGUUCAAGAACAAAGCUCACAAACUGGAGUUUCAUUUGCUGUGACUGACACGUUUGUAAUGAUGUUGAGACUUUGUUGUAGAAGUUGAAGGCGUCAUCAUUCACUCUUCAUCAUCUCGUGCACAUGUGCGCAGAGGUUCAGGAGAACUACAUUACCAUGUGAUAAAGUGUUUCAUUGGGUGCAGAGAGACAACGAUAGGAAGAAUAGCUCUGGUUGAUAGAAUUCCAGUGGGACAGACUAGGGGAAAAAAAAUCCUCUCUGUUUCCAUGGCUGCCAUGGUAACACUGUUGCCUGAGUGCAGCUCGAAAUGUGGUGGUAAAAUGGCGAUGAAGGCAGGAUGGAGCCCACUUAGCUGUUUGCAGUCACGGUUAAUGUGCUGGUCACAGUGCAUAUUUUUGUCUGAUGUCUAUAACUUGACCGUCUGGCUCGUUCUAGUGCAUCUGAAUAAUUCUCUGCGUGUGUGUUCUUACACGAGUCAAAGGUGUCCCAGCGUGUGUGUGCUUUUGUGCCUUUGCACUGAGGGCCCCUACUGCUGUUGUUGUACUGAUGCUCAGUUGGAGCGCAGGUGCGAGCCUGUAGCUAGAGGGUCUUUUGGGGCUCUGGAUGGCUUAAAAGGUGAAAAUAUCCAGCAAGCGGCAACCUCAGACAGCUUCAAAAUACUGUCAGACAGUAAAAAAACAGCCCUGCGUGUGUGUCUUUUAAAAAAAUACUUUCCUUGAACAUACUUUCUGUUGAAAAUCUUGUGUGACAGUAAGGACAGGCGAUGAUGUGAGCAUGGAUUUUGCUAUGGGCGAGCGCUGGUGAAGUGAGGACAGAUCACAGUAUGAAGGAUAAUUUAUCUCUACCUGUCUUGUGUUACCCACUGGAAGUUUGCAUUGCUUGCUUUUGCCACAACUUUAGGACAAAUAAGCUUUAUGGGGAUGUUUCUGCUGUUAAAAGUGUACAUUAACAUCAGUGGGGUGACUAAUGCUUAGGGAGCAGAGCUGCGGUCCCUUAGCAAUACUUCAAAUGAAGUGCUACCUAGGAGAGAUCUACAUAAUGCUGUGGUAGUUUCAAAAGCCAAUCUUAUUUUACAGAAAGCUAAAGUUAAAUACACCCAAGAAGAAUUAAAGAAAGCUUGAAAUUACCAUAUUCCUGAGAGAAAUUCAUGCCAGAUGUUUAAAAGUUGUUUAAAUGCACGCAUCUGUCCGGCGAUAGCUCCAUCUGAGCUGAUUGCCGGCACUCCAGUUAAUGCUUCUGAUUCCACCAGAUGCAGAGCAGCUCACUUCUCAUGGAAGAAACUCUCUGCUCUGUUGUAAACACGCACCUGGUCCAUUUUUUAGGACAGCAACUCUGUAACAAGUUAUGCUACAAGGAAGAGAUGAGGCGAGAAGGAGGUCAAACACAGAAAUGGCGCAAUUCCCAGCUCCUUGUUGCAUGUUACUACACCAGAUUUAACAUUGUUACCUACAGCAAAAGCACCAACACAGAGAGGACGACUGAAUCAACUGGAUUAAAGUGGGAUAUAAAGCACGGAGGACUUUCCACUUGUGCACCACUUGUACCGGAGCUACUUAAAAAAAUGAAUAAUGCUGUGUCUCAAAUGUAAUCUUAUAGAAAGGUGCCCCACAUUAUCCUGGGAAUUAAACUUCCUAUUUUCUUUCAUGGCAACGAAAGCUAAAGUUAAGCUAUUGCUACAAUGUAAAAUAUGCUUUCAUUCUUGCUACUGCGGGUUAGAGUCGGAGAAGUUGCCUAGGAAAAAGAUGGAUUGAAAAUAGGGCUUGGUGUCUAGCUAACAGAGGUGCAUAUAUAUGGCUAAUUGACACUGAUGGUGCGUGAACCGGAAUAUAUGACACAGGAGACGAGACACUUAAAAUGUCAAGUGUAAAUAGAGUAGUGCUUCCUGAUACAUAAGGCUGCACAACAUUGAUUGAAUUGAGCAUUGAAGCUAAUCCUCAAGAACACAAACUACAGCGUGUGUGAGUCAGACCCCUCGGCAGCUUUUUUGGACUUUCUCUAUAAGUAAGUCUUGUGGAGCCAUCAGUGGAAAAAGGAUGUGACCAGUUUUUCACACUCGGAGUUCAGCUCUGAAAAUCAGAGCUGAGUGUGGAAGAAAAAGCUUGUUAUUCGGUGAAACAUAGCACGCACCCCCAAGAGUUCAAACCGCUAGACUCGAUACAACGCUGCAAAUCUCACAGAAUUAAAAGGAUCAGAGAAUAGCUGAUUGUGUUUUCGAUUUAUUAAAUGGGAUUGUUGAUGGUAACCUUAACCUAGACGCUUAAUCUAGAAAGCUAAAUUGAAAAUGUUUCUUCCUUCUUUCUGACCUUCAGCUAAAGAAAGCCAAGCCUUAUCCUGUUGUGUUAUAGAAGUUAGUGCUUGGCCUUGCAGCAAGCUAAACAUAUCUCAAAUAAAAGUAAAAGAAAGAUUGGCCUCUGACAUUUUGCUGAAGACAAACUGUGGCACAACUUUUGAAACUGUAUUUGAUACACAGUGAAAGUAAUAAGUCAGGAAGAUAAAAUAAAUGAGAAAUUAUGCUGAUAUACUUAUUCACUAGCCUCGGAUCACCAAACCAAUUCACCUUACUGUUGUGCUUGAAAUUGUUUAAAUCAUCAUUUGUUGAUUGGAAAUGCCACAAUGCAGACGUGCCUCUGGAAGCUGUCAUAUAAACCUCCAACCAAUCAGAACUCUGCGACAUUUGACACAGCGCAAGAAAAUAUUAACAGACACCAGCGUACAGAGAAAAGGAAGACAUCUUCCUUGAACUCUGAAUGCAGCAGGUGAAGUAGUUCAUUCUCAAAUCAAUGAAAAUACAUCCUCCAGUUUAUUUAGAGCAGAUGCAAUUCCAGAUUUAUUUGACCUCCUUGCUGCAGAAGCUUUUAUCUUGGAUGCUUAAGAGCAGGCUGAAGCAGCACAGCAGGGUUGUUGAAAUAGUGUUGUUUAAAAGGACAGUCAGUCAGCCCUACUUGGUACUAGCUUAGACUGUAUAUACUAUGGACAACUUGGUUCCGCCUCCCGCCUGAAUAUGGAUUUGAAGCCAAAAAGCUCUCGGUAUUUCCGGGAUUUUUCUUCAUUUCUUCAAAUUUAUGUACUGUGUAAAUUAAAGAUAUAAAUAAAUAGAAAAUAAUAUAAAUAAAUAGAAAUAUAUAAAUACAUUUCUAAAGUUUGUCCACAGCCCCAUAAGCUUUGCUGGUGGAGGCGGGAUUUAUCACCUAUACUGCAGCCUGUCACCAGAGGGUGCUGUUCUUGGAGUGGCUUCACCCAGCAAGGAGGCAGACGGCGUCCAUUCUAUAUACAGUCUAUGGUUAGAAUACCAUUAUUUCAACUUCUGUCUGAAACGCUUCAUUUCAGCUGCUGUCACUUUAAGGUCCCCCCUGCUAUGAGCCUACUGUCUUCUGAUUGGCUACCUCUGAGGAGGCUAGCUGAGGACAGAGCUUGAUGUUUCGGGCAUGCCCCAUCUAUUGUGGCCACAUAAAGCAAUCAAGUGCAGUCAAGCAGCGUAACCUGGCUCUGCUGUGGGUGUCACCUCACAUGUUGCUGGGCUGCAGGCAGUUCUGCUGUGCUGGAAGCAUGGAUGAACAAGUUCAGAGAGCCUAUUGCAAUAACUUCAUUAGUUUAGUGAGUCUCACAGACAGCUAAGUGAGACAUCAUGUGAUUUCCCAGCAAACUAUUCUGAGCAAUUUGCAGACAUCUAGUAUGGACAUCAACCACUGUAACUUCGCAUUUUUUGUCGUAAAUAUGCAAAUGCAUUUUACCCCCUCUUUAAAUAAAGGACUGGUCCAGUGUAUCUGAGGUGGUAGACAGAGAAUGAAUGCAGCUCUGGCUUCCUAUUUGCAAAUACACACUUUCUUCAACCUUGACCAAAUAGAACCAUAAAAAACAAACAGAAAUGCACAGAAAACAACCAACAGCCAGAGGAAAAUUCAUGGAGAGAAGAAAAAAAGAAAACCAAAUCUUACAAACUAGCCUCGGAUGCAUAAAUCUGCAAACAUGAAGACCCUGCUGCAUGGGAUUAAAACCAACUAAAGCACCAAUGGUCCCCAGCUAUGGUGCAACAGCUCCAGGGCCAGCCUAGCCAAAUCUGUCUCCUUUGCUGCUAAUUGAAAAGCAAAUAUCUGCUGUGAUUCCCCUAGAAUACUAAGAAGCCUCUUCUUUAAGCUGUCAGACUUUGAAAAUCAUCCCCUUAAAACUUGCAAAUUAUUAGCAUAAAAUGUAAAAAGACAACUUACAUGCUAAACCCAUUGUUAUAGAGUCCAAAAUCAGAGUUGUAUGCCAGUUACGUGCAUUCACUUGUUGUUAAAAGCAACAAGGACAUUACAAUGAAACUAACAGCUAGUAACAGAAGAAGUACACUGUCUGUAUUAAACAAAUGUCUGAAGGGAUUAGGGAGAAUGGAUGUAAAAAAAAAAAUAUUUAAAACAAAUAUAAAAGAAAAUAAUUCUCCUCCAUUAUUAAACAACCCCUAGAUUUCGUAGAAUCCGAGCAGACUUGUAGCUCUCCUGCAGAGUAAAAAGGUUUCUUACUAGAAUAACUAGAAUAGAAUAACCCGUGCACACCUGGUGGCAUAGAGUCACUCAGACGCGCAGACACAGGAACAUGUUUUCAUCCCGAUCUGUCAGAGAAGAAUGGCAGCCAUCACCAGCGUUGCUCUGUGUUUUUUGGGCGCAGAAAUCUGAUGUCUCUGCCUCAGCAGCCUUGACAGACAGAAAGCUUUAUGAAAUUCAACAAUGACACAACAAGCUAUUCCUCCCCUGUUGUCAGAAGUGAAAAAGGAAAUACUCUUACGUAGUAAUCUAAGUACAGACGCUGCGGUUGACUCAUUCAGGGGGAUAUUAUCUUGAGUUAUUACAUCACUAAAUCCCGCUGACACAUUGGUGACACAUGGUUUUACAUUGUUCUCAGGACGGCACCCUGGCUAAUCAAUAAUUUGACAGGUCUUCGUGUGGAGUUUAAGUGGUCUAGGGAACCUGCUUUAUAGAGAAAUGUGUCACCUCACCUGAUGCAACCUGGACUGGGCUCUAAAAAUAACCCCUUUGCAGAUGAAUAGCAAACACACCUCAUUUCCUCUCUUUCAUUUUCUACAGCUGGGCAGAAUCAAAUUUAUCAGGUUAUUCAAACUGAUUUCCGCCAUGCAAAUAGUUUCUGUUUGAUUGUCUCUAAUGAUGAGGACAACAAACAAUUAGAAUUUAUCUCACAGACUGAUAAGAAAGUAAUUUAAGAGGAAAAGUAAUAUUUCGAUGCUGGAGGGAGUGCACAGCAUGGAUGACUUCUUUCCCCCCCUACUUAGAAGCAGUUAUCCUCGUUAUUGACGUCAUGGGCUCCUGUACGAAGACUUAAAUCAUAACCCUGUGAAAUGAAAUCUUUGUUUGAAAGAUGAUUACCCUUAAUGAAAAACAUUUUAAAGAGGAGACAGCAAUCUGUUGGAAUAUAACAGGGGUAAUGAUAGGCUUUUAAAGAGAACAAUGUGUUAAAAGAGUGAGUCGGUUUGACUUUUCUAUUGUUCUUAUUCAUAAAUGUCUCUGUUUUUGACUGCUGUUCAUUCACUCCCCCUCAAAAAUAAUAUUCACUUGUCUUCAUGGUCGAUGACAGUAAAGGAUUACAGUCUUCAGUGUUAUUUAUCUACACAAGGGCCAUAAAAACUGCCAGAUACCUCUAUUAAAAAUACUUGUAUGACAUAUUAUAGUAUCUCAAAAUGAGCCAAUUAUUACAAUACUUGUCUUUGGGUUUAGUAAUGAGUUUUUUUUUGUCAUGUUUACGCUAAACUUUCAAACAAGAGCAGCUAAAAUUGAUCAAUGAAGGCUGGAAGUGAGGUGUGUUAUGGUUACAGAGGUGAGUGGAAAUUUGUGUUUCAAUCUUGGCUUCCUACAAGAAAGUGCAAAAGCUCUGAGUACUCUUUUAGAAAACUCCUAUUCAAUCAGCCUCUGACAGGAAGUUUCCGACGAACAGUAUCCUGUGUGCACUCAGUGUUUGAUAAAUGCAUGUAAAUAUUAUGACUCCAGUGUUUGUCCAAGUCGUGAGGAGGCAAUAUUACCAGACCAGAAUUUUGUAUUUCAAUACAACACUGAUAAAUAUUCAACAACACCAUACUUGUCCCAACAGUAACUGAACUCUGGACAUCCGCAUUUGUUAACUUUAUGUUUGAUCAUCAACCUGCCCCAGCGCUGGUCUGACAUUUACUGCUGAUCAGUAUUUUACAAACUGCUGACAGGAAAGAAAGGUGAAUAAAUGAGAAUCAUCGCUGCGAUCUCUGUGCAGAGGUGUGAAGCUUACAGCCAGUAUUCAGCAGGUUUGAAGAGAUAGAAAACUUUACUGACCAGACAGCAUUUCCAUCUCUCUCCUCUGCUCUCUAUUUUUAUCAGACAUAAGUGUACGGUGUGCAUCUUGAUGAGGCUUUAACACCAUGUCAGUAUUUGCCAAACUGUAAAUAACAGGAGGUGUAGUGGCUGUGACAGAAGGCGGAGCAGAGAGACACGCUGAAGUGCAACGCAAGCAGAAAAACAAAGGUGUGAAGGUGUUCACUUAUUCUUUAAUGUCCUAUUUUUGUUUUAUCUCUGCUUUCUGCUCUGAUUCUCCUUACUUUGAGUUUAUAUACCACUGCUGCUUUUUCUCUCUCUUACACUUGCAGAGGCUUUAGGUUAAAAAUGUAGCUAUAGAUCUGUUUUUUUACAAGCCUCAGAAUUUCUGAUUCCACCAAAUAAAAUAAUUAUGGAGGCUGUAUGAUUAUAAGAAAAACUCACGCUAAAGUAUUAUCCCUGUGUUCAGACUGGAUUCUAUUAUCUCCAGUGAUAAGUGGGUGACUUUGACUGCUUUCUUACUCCUCCGCUUUGAUGAAUCCUACUCAAGAUUGAACUCCAAUGUCAGGAUGAGCCCGUCUUUGACAGGGCGCUGUAAAGAUAUAGCCUUAAUCGAUCCAUGCAGGAUUCUCAAUCUUACAGAUAGAAGAUAUACUUUUUAUCCUAAGGUGCACAAAUCUUCAAGGAGCCAGUUUUUUUACACCAAAAAAAAAAAAAAAAAGAUUUUGAUUAUCUUUUAAGAAUUUCUCAGAUAAUUUUCUCACCAGUCACCCAUAGGAUUACCCAAUCAAGUGAAGUCUUUUUCAAUAAGAACUCAAAAGUCGAUUUCAAAUGGCCAAGAAAAACACUUCUUCUAUUCCAAUCAAGUAACUGAUUUUUUGGUGUCUUUCAUUCUUCCUUUUUGUUGUACCAAUGAGGUCUACAGGCUCUGUAGUGAAAGAGAAAGAGAGAGAGAGACAGAGACAGAGACAGAGACAGAGAGAGAGAGAGAGAGAGAUAAAGAGCUGAAUACAAAAAGAGAGUGAUUUUCUUUGACAUUACACCCCCCAGAUUUAGAGCAUAGGAGUACUUUUGUUCUCCUGCUAAUGCACUCUUUUCAGAUCUUUACAUUUUACAAGUACGUCGAUGUUACACAAGUACGCCUUCAUUCUGAGAAAAGUACGGGUGGACAUGAAGUGCACGGAUCUGACAAACAAAGGCACACAAAUGCAAGGAUGUGAUUCAUGAUAAUGGUCUGGACUGGAUAAUUGUAAAAUUAAACUCUUUUUACAUCUCCAAUGCCAUAAUGGAAAACCCUACUAUAAGAGCAAUUAUUCUCUCAAAGGAAUUAUGGUUUAUCCUUUGUGCUCUUUACAGCAGAACACUGGUGAGUAUGGUGGGUGGAUGACAUGUGGGAUAAUGCUCAGCUCAGUAUUUCUCUAGCAGCUGCUACUCCAAGACCAUGGACUCCUGUCUCCCACAUGGGGCAGCUGGAGAGCCAUCUGAUUAGGCCAGCUAGUGUUGUUUUUUUCUGCCAUGAUUCACUGGGAUGUGAAGGCUGCCAUAAGAGCACAUGCAAUUACCCUUUGCUAGAGACAUCCAAUGCUACAGUUCAGAACAAGCCACGUCAAUCAAGUUUGAACAAGCUUAUCUGUUGUCUUUCACGAGUUUGUGUUGCUUUGAGCCGAAAUAGAUAUCAUUAAUACAUCACGACAACGAUUUCUGCUAAUGUUUUCCUUUUUUUUAAGAGCUUACGAUGCUGUCUGAUGUAUAUGACCUGUCCGUCUUUCAAACGCUCAACAAGAUGUUAUCAGACAUGGCUGAUGUUAAUGACUUACGGUGAAAGGAGAUUAAACUCCUCUACCCUGCAGCCCUGACAGCGACGCUCUCUUGAACGUUUUCCAAAACAAGACAUGCGGGAAGCCUCGAAGGAGCAGAGUUCAUGUGACAUUGUGAUCUUAAGAGUGUAAGUGACAGUGUGUGUCAGAGUAAAUGAGACGCUUUCUGAGACAUCAAGAGGAACGAAUAACAGGGGGUUUGGGAGAAAAAGAAAAAUCAAAUAGCAGAAUUAAAGUUGCAGGAGCGGUGCAGGCCACAGCUUUGGAAGUGAGACAAAGUUUUAAAAUGACAGCAAAGCCCUCAAACCCAAACAUUACAAUAUUUCAAUUCUUAUGGUCGGUGCUUUCACUAAUUAGUUUAGAGACAGCACUGCUUCCUCAGAGCUGUAUAACCCCAGGUUAAUCUUCUACAAGUGCUAAAAUGAUAAUAAUUCACAGUGUAGCAUGCCCUGAUAACCAAUACAGCACCAAAAAACAAGCUGAUUAAUGUUUCUAAGGUUUUUUUGACACAUUCUCUUAGCUGGCAGACAGUAAUUUGAAUACAAGAAUGAUAAUGAAAGAAAGAUAAGAAGGCAUCAUCUGUCAUAAAGUGUGAUAUUGUUAAUAAAGGAUCCUAUUUAUUUUUUUUAUUUUUAUUUUUUCCCAACAAAUAUAUUUCUGCUCUCAAAUGGUCCAAAUUCAAAGUACCUCUUUCAUGGCGCCCUAAGGCUCUCUGGAAAUACAUGUAAAAUAUCUGCCAAGCAAAUGGCCAGAGCUUCAGAUUUUGGCAGAAUAAUUGGGGGACUAUGAAUAACAUGUUUUGUGCCAUCUCAAACCUUUAAGCUGGAAUAAAGAUCAGUCACAAUUAGGCACUAAAUGUUGAUGUUUUGAUUCCUUCUGCUCUCUAGAAGUGAACUGCAUUGACCAGAGUGCAGAAGACAAAUGUUGUUGAUCUCAUCCUAUAUUUAAGUAAUUCAAUGAGCAAAAAUUCGAUUACAAGAAAAACACACAUGGAGCAUUUGCAUAAUGCCCGAAGCUGAAAUUCAGUUACAAUGAAUUAUGACUGGGCCAAACACAUGAAUGACUCCUUCCACUGCAAACAUGUCUUGUACUGCAUGCAACCUUGCUGGUGACAUCCAUUUUCAUUUCCCUUCUUGUUUUUUUUUUCUCCUGAAAGUUUAAUAAAAAUCCUUUUGGGGGCUUAGCAUGCACAGGAGGCUCGUCAUCAGGCUUUUUCUCCUUUUCACACUCAACACUAUUGAUCUAUUGCUGCGAAUAAUUGGGAGAAAUUAAGGGGUAUGGGGUCACAAUCACUGCAUCAAUGAGAUUGAAAGAAAGGUGGAGCAGAAGUGAAAGGUAAUGAUAAUGUUCUAGGCUACGGGAGGCAAUGAACCAUGAAUAGAUUUCAGGGGCUCACACUAAUGGUAACUACGGUGUUGUUGAGGUGACCUUAACAUAAUUUACAAAACAAAUCCAGUUUGAUACAUUACAAUUUUUUCUUUAUAAGCUUCCCUAGCAGUGGACAGCAGGGGUGUUGAAACAGUGUUGUUUAAAAACGACACUCAGUCAGCCCUGCUUGGAACUAGUAUCUACAUAAAUUUACUAACAGACAUGCAAAACUAACCAAAACACUCGGAAACUUUCCCAUUUUGUAUGAAACAUUUUCUGAAAUCUAAAGUAAUCUAAACCACAUAUCAAAGGUGAACUGUUAUGCUGAUUCCUAUUUUGAUACAUACUUCUUAGAUUACAGUGUUGGAUGACCAUACAAAACUGCUGCAAAGUUCAAUGACACACAUACAUGGACUCUCUCCUUCCAGUAUUUGCUGGAUUUACAUCUGGACUGUGACUGAAACCUGGGACUGUUCCAUCUAUAAAAACCACAAUAAUAAUAAUAAUAAUAAUAAUAAUAAUAAUGCAUCAGAUUUCAUAUAGCGCUUUAUCAGCACUUUACAUUGGAUACAUCAUAUAUUGGUUCACACAGUCACACCCUGGCGGUGGUAAACUACCUUAGUUGGCACAGCUGCCCUGGCGCAGACUGAUGCAAACGUGGCUGCUAGUUUGUGCCUACAGCCUCUCCGACCACCACCUCACAAUCAUACACCAGUGGAGGACACACACUGGGAGCAAGGUGGGUUAAGUGUCUUGCCCAAAGACCAAACCGCCAACCUUCGGGUUCGGAUAACCGAUUCAUAUAGACUCUGCCCUCACAAGCUAUAGAUAACACAAUGGCAGGUAAUGCAACAACAGCGUUACCUGUCAUACCUGCAAACACAUGCUAAUGUGGCAAAAAAGCUCAUACAAUACAAUGCAAUUUGGGGACAAUGACCUUUAACGACUGUCCCAAAGAUUGUUAUUUUAGUCAGGCCUCUAAUCACAAGCAUUAAAUUGCACGGCUUGUCCUUUUUUUAAUACCCAGUAUGCUGCAUACAAAGCCAGUUUGUGAGUUUAGAGUUAUAUGCAAAAACAGUCGAGCAGAGCAGGACUUUUAAACCCUUAAUAAUCAUCCUAAUGGAACAAACAUUGCCAAAUACCUCUAAACCUUUCACGGGCAACAAUGUCCUUGCACUGCUCCACCAGCACUAUUUUUGGUGAUGAAUGUACCUAAAAAAAACACUACAGUCAAUGGCUGGCAACCCAUGAGCAUUUAGACAUUCAUCUGUGCCCUCACUACAGGAUAACUAGCUCCCCGAGUCUCACUGCAAUUUAGUCAAGCCUGCCAAUAAUGCGUUUACCUCUUGCAGUGUGCUGCAGGCUCCCUACAUAUCUUAUUUCCCAGUACCCCAUACUCCCACUCUCUCUCUCGAUCUCUCUCUCUCUCUUUCGCACUACAUUGCACACUGCACAAUGGGCAGUGAUGUCAAACCUCCCACCCUUGUAUCUUCAGGGUUGAAUUAGAAGGCAACCUCAGUCAUUUCUCUAUAAGCCCAGCUCUGUGUAGCUGGUUUGUGGGUCUGCAAUAUACCUUGCGGUUGUUUGUCCGAAUCAACACUACUUGUAAUAACCCUCAUGAUUAGAUAAGUCAUAACCAGAUCCUGCUGUGAUUGAUUUUUUAAACAAAGCCUUGGGGAAGCUGGAGAAAUAAAAUACUGAAUAGAAACUGUGGUGUCAGUACCCAAGAUCCUCUCCAACGCAGUUCAACAUUUCAACUUUCUGUGUUUUGUGUGACUCAUUCAUGUUUGUUUGUGUGCAUGAGUGUAUUUCUGUGUUUGCCUACAAAACAAUGUGCGUGUUCAUCUCUAAGAAGACAAGGGUGUGUGUGUUUCUACUCUGUGUGUUGGUGAAAUCUGGAAAUCUACCUACACAUCUUACUGUUUUCUUUCACUCUGCCAUUCAGAGUGUUUUAGGGAUUCCUGCUCCAAAAAGAGUCUCGUAUGAAAAACAGUGUCAAGCUGUGUAAUGAGGGCAUUUCUCCUGUGGUUUGGUCCUAUUUUGGGUGGUGGAAAACCGUUGGUCUGCAGUGGAAGAUUUGUCAUGUCUGUGGCAGUUGUUUUAGGAACCAUACUAAAUAUAUUCAAAAUAACUAGAGAGUAGAGUUAAAGCAUCAGCAGGUGCUUCUCAUCUACUUUAAAGUCCCUGAUACAUGCAAUAAAUAGUGAAUGACAUAAUUCUGACUUUUAGAUGGUGUUAACAGCUAAUAUCAAAAACUGACCAUAUUUUAAGAACUGCAGAGUAUUUCCUAUCUGCCAAAAAAGGCCUGUAGUCACUUCAUCUCACACAGUUAUUGGGCAGAGAGAAGGUGCAAUAUGUGUAUGAGCGAGUGAACAUCAGGUACAUUAAGUACAGAUUAUCAGAUGUGAGUAAUUCUACCUGCAGGCCCUGGCUCAGCAGUCAGCACUGAUUUUUCAUCAGCCUCGGGAAUGUUGUUCCGCAGCAAAGUCUGCACUGUGACUUUACUUCUGAGGAGAGCCACAAAUUAUAUGUAAUCAAUAAAUACCAUGCUAUUAUUGUCUCAGAUUUGUCUUUAAAACACUGUGAAACGAUGUCCAGCUGGGUAUGUUGGGUAGAAUGACAAGCUCCAGUAAUACACGCAACGCAGUUAGACAAGGCGCAAAAUAGUUAAUGGCUUAAUUUUCUACAUGUUCUCGUGGCAGAUUUGUUUUUGGGUCAGACUGAGGAUUCUCUCCUUCUUCCUCUUAAUGAAUUCUCAAAUGCACAAUUGGUUCACUGAAACUGUAAUAAUGGCAUUUCUGGUGGAUAACUUUGAGACAAAUUACUUUUUUAAAAACUCCUGCUUAAACUGAGAGGCACUAACUGACUGUGAUUGAACUUGAACAUGUUUUGCUGUAAAGCUGCUGGCCCCAAAACCCAAUUUCUGUGAUAGAGCGUGGAUGACUUGGUUGAUGUAUAAUGACGUACAGGACCGGGUUAGGGGUCCUGUACUCUGAUGACAGCCCGCAUGUUCUGAUUCUGACAGACUCUGCCCUCUCUCUUCACACAGAGGUCUGUGGAGCUGAAAUGUACUCUCAUCAAAGGUGAUGGCAAAGGACCUCAGAGAAAGAGCUGCUGAGCCCCUCGACACAAAAAAAUCACAAGAGAGGGGAUUUCUAGAGCACUGGAGCAUCAUCAAUCAACAGCUAUAGCUAAAAAAAGAAAUAUUAAACAUGACUUAUGACACUGUUUCUCCUCAUCUAAGGUUUCAUUUGGAAGAAAACUUCAUGCCAUUGCUUUUACCUCCAUGUACUUCAUGUGCAGACAGAACAACGAUAACCUCAGAGCCGGCGCAGAUGGCAAUCAUUAAAGAAACAUUUAAUUUCAGAUUGUUCCAGGAAAAAGUGCUGAAGAAUAUCAGGGUAGUUGUUUGUGAGUUAAAACUGAACGUAUCUUUCGUCACGCAGUUUAAUAAUCGCCCUUAACACAAAGGUUACUCAGUUACUCAGAGGCUUGGAAUCGUUUAAAAAUUUGGGGUAGUCACAUUCCUGACCUUGAACCAAUUAAAAUCCUGUAGCAUGACUUGAAACAAGCCAUCCAUGCAAGUUAUUCAAAAAUACCAAUUAACUCUAGCUGCUAAGUAAACAGUAAUUGUCCAAAUUUUCCCCUUAUUUGCUCUGCAGACCUGAUCAGCAGCUAUAGAGAAAAACACAUACUACUCAUACUCUCUAAACAGAAGUUUCAACAGGGUUUUGUUUAAAAAAAAAUCAACUCGCUGGGGCUAUAUGCUAUAUUUUUAUUACAAUUCUUCUCACACUUCCUGUUUAAUGUCAUUCUUUAAAGUGCAUAUGAUAUUGCCCAUAUGUAUACUGUUCAUGCAUAAAGUAUGACGCUGUUCGGGGCUUGUAUUAUGCUUUCAGGCCCUACUUCAGUAUUCUGAUAGCCUGAGGAUAAAAACUGUCUUUCAUGAGAACGCUUAUGUAUCUCCCGUUCUCUUUCCAGCUCUGACAAAUGUGAAGCUGUGGGCCAUAGACCGACAAUGUUUCCAGACCAUCAUGAUGAGGACAGGCCUUAUCAAGCACACGGAGUAUAUGGAGUUUCUGAAAAGGUGAGAAUCUAGGGGUAAUUGUUACACAAUGACCGCCAAAUGGUAUGAAUAGGACUUUGAUCUGAAAAGCAAUGAAUGAAUUAACUAAAUGAAUUCAGGAGAAUAUGUAGGAGCUGCUUCUCAGGACAUUACUCAUUCCUCGUUUUUGCUGAUUAAUUAUGUAGCUAAACAUUAAUUUCAGCUGCAUAACGAGUCAUCAUUCAUCUUGGUUUUAAACCUUUAACUUUACAAUCCUUCUAUAGCGUCCCUCUCUGUAUCCAAGCCCCACUCAGCAACUACAUCUCUAUAGAGCAGUCUAUUAUCACUUGAAAGACACUCUUCUGAUUCUUCUGAAUGAAAUUUAGGAUAAAAGAAAUACUAAUUAAAAGACAGAAGGAGUGCAGUUCACAGUGACCAGGAUGCAAGAGAUGCAAUUACAAUGAAAACUUUGGUCGUCUGUUAUCUUUAACCCGAUUUCUGCUUCUGUUUUUGUCACCCAAUUUGGUCUUUAUCAACCCAAUUAUUAAAAUUGGGUUUAUUUUAACCCUUUCAUGCCUGAAACCACAAAUUAUGGUCAGCAAAUUCAAUUUUUUUGGGAGCUGAAAUGUUUAUUUCACUUACUACUGCAAACCAAAAAAAUCAAAAUGUCCUUAAAAUUUAACAAAUAUAUAUAUUUAUCUUGUUUGAUAAACUAGAUGUUUUUGGAAACUGAUAAACUACAAGAAGACAUUAUUAUCAUAUAUCGGACUGUAGGUGGUUUUUUUUAGUAAUUUUUUGAUCAUAUCUGUUUGAUAGAAGUAUCAUAGAAGUAUGGAUAAAAUAUGAUACAAAAGGCAUUAAAGGGUUAAAGUUGCUUCUUUAUUAUCUUAUAUUCUUGCUGAAUGCACCGCACUUAUUUAUAAAGGUUAAAAAAAAAAGCUCUACAGAGACCUCAAGACUCACUGCAACAACAGUCAAACCAACAAAUCCAUGAUUUAAAAUGAUAAUGUUUUUGCAAAACCUGGUUCAUUCACUGAAAUAAACACUGAUAUAACUUUCAAAGGCUAGUGAGACCAUCAGGAGGAAGACCGACUGACCUCAUACAGUUAUUUUCAAUGUGUCAGUGCUGCCACUGAGUCAGAGGAAGCAAUUUACAACACACUACGCAGAAAAAAACUCCAACUUAUGUUUCUGAUGAGCUUGAUGGUCAAAGGACCGACAUGUACGGAUCAGAAAGAGCAGAGACAAGAUGUACCCUUUUGUCCACAGGGGUUUGCCAAAUCAACACAAAAAAAGCUCCUCACAGCAGCUGUUGAAACUGCUCAGAAAAGGCGCACUACCAGGGAAAGUGAUAAGAUGAACUUCAUAAAAAAAAAAAAAAGAGAGAGAGAGAGAGAGAGAGAGAGAGAGAGAGAGAGAGAGAGAGAGAGAGAUGAGAUAUUGUUUGAAUAGCACAACAGGCUCUCUUUCAGACAGCUGUGCCAGGCACUGACAGUCACUAAACCAGGCCACGAGAGAAAGGCAACAGCUCUGACAGAGUAAAUCGGCUCGUUUUUUCCAGUAGUAUAUAAUAUCUCACUGCUCUACCUUCUACUGCUGCUUAUCAUGGGGCUGUCACAAAAGAUACAUAGCAUGCAAGGUUCAUGUGGGUGUUUUCCAAACCCUUGACCAUAAUGACAACACUGUUAUUUUUCUUGCCACGACAAUCUCCCCGGAGUGUAUAAUAGCCUGCCAUUGUCAGAUCAGUCCUGACAAAGCCCCUUCAUCCUCUACUGUACCUACAGUAUACUCCUCAUCAGUCUGUACUGUAGAGCAUCAGAAACAUGUUUGCACUCUUUUAAGUCUAUUUUCAAUUUUAAGACUGAAGCUAUUUUAGUGAUAGCCUCAACUAAAAAAAGGUGUAAAGCACUUUCUAUCUCUUUACUGAGCAUGAAAGCAUGUGCACUAUACCAGCUCUCCCCUCUCAGCCACUCUUGCGUAACAGUCCAACAGAUAAGUAAAUAUUUAAUAGAUGGACGUAUUGCUUGGUUUGGCUCGCUCUGUGUUUGGUUUGUAGAGGGGUAUCCAGGGAGGAAAUUUGAGAUUUAUAACAACGUUUGUUAAUUCACAAGAUGUAGAUAAUUAUGUUGCUGUUUUGUUUCCUAGAAGCAGAUCUAAUAAAAGAGCUGUAGUGAAAGCGUAAGAACAAACACAUGCUGGUCCCUGUGAGGCUCCUUCUACCCACUCUUUAACUGCUGUGAAAUUAUAUAUUAGCUCUCAAGUUGCGGAGGAGGAAAACAGAUGAAAAAUUGACUGAGAAAUCCCACAUUGUAUUACGGUUGGGAAGUGAGUGUAUUUAGGCAGACAUGUUUAUAAUCUUUUCCCAGAAUGUAUCAUAAAUCCCUUAAACAGAUAACUCGAGGAGGAGAGCUGCAAGGGUAGCAUCUAAUGAGCAGAAAAACAUUACCUAGAGAAUUUGUAUUGAUGUAGCAUUGAUAUUUUUAACGCCAGUCGGCCAUUACUAAACUCGCAACUUCAGAUAAAAGUCUGGCUGCAAGGCAAUGAAUAGAAGGCCAUUUGCAAACAAGUUUAAGCAUGGGAAAGCAUUAUAAAACCCUCAUCAAAAGGCUCUUGUUUCUUCUAGGUGUUUGCAAGAUAACCGCUGAAAUUAUCAACAGUGAUAUCGUGCUUCACUUUAACUCAUGCAACACCAAAAGAGCACUGAUGGUGGGAGAUUAAAAAUGAUCAAACAGACCACAUUAAUAAAACUGCACUUCCCUGUUGGCCCUAAAAUGACAAAUUAUUUGCUCUAACACCAUGAAGCCGUAGUAUAAAUUACACUUGUUGUUUGUAUUAACAGCAGCGCGGCUCGAGGGAUUCAGACUCCAUAUGCUUCAUGUAGAGUAAGGUCACCCUCUCACUGUCAAGCUGAUUGGUUAGUGCCUCUAUCAAGGAAACAACAGCACAAAGAUCAUCAGCACAGCCACUAAGGCCUGGUUUGGGGGCUGAGACUAGAUGGUUCAGAUUACUGUAAUAAAGCAUGGAAAAUUGAAGGAGGGGCGGGGGUGAGAUGUUGAGAGAUAAGGGCUUUGUUCACCAACACCAGUUAUUUUCUCUCCUCCUUGAUAAACAUUGGACCAGCAAAGCAAAGAUAACAAACCACACUGUGGCGUACUAACCUUUAGUGCUCUGUAACUACACACAUUACCAUGCUGAAAUGUUUAUUUUUGCAAACUGUAAUACAAUAUACAAGCCAUUUCCCUCAGCACUCUGUUUGUCUUAAUGUAUCCUGUAUUCAGGAUGGCUGUAAUUCUCUUGCAACUUCUGCCAGUAAACUGUUUUCUUUGUGUUUGGUUUAUCUGAGAGCCACACAAGAGCUGAUCAGUAGGACAUUUAAUAAAAGUGUACCUAUAUGUUCUUCCAUCAAAAGCCUUUUUCUUUCUUUUUUUUUUCUGCAGCGUUCCUACAUUUCACGGCUUGCAGGAAGAUAUUCUGAGCAAGCUUGCAGAUGUCCUUGAGGAGGUAAGUGCCUUUGACAUCUGCAGCACAGAGUCGACUCCAUACAUCUAGAUUUUCCAUACACUCGCUUUCUUUUGUUGCAAUGGAGGAACAGAGCCAAAUCUCAGAUAAUGAAUAAAGAUAAUAUAGAUUUCUUUUAGGCGGGGUGUCAUUGUGCACAGUUUGUACACUAUUUUCUAUCUUGCACUUAUUUAGUAUUUGCUCGAUGAGUAGAUGUCUAACUAUACUAACAGUUAUUUGUAUGAGCCUGUGUUCAGGGUUGAUCGAAGCAAACUACUGCAAAUUCUAAUUAGUGUUUAGAGGUUACAUCUACUGCGACUUAAAUUGUUUAAGUUUUUCUUUUUUAAAUAAACUUUUGGAGUGACGCAAGUGAACUAAAAGUGAAUGAAUGCUCACUGUUCGCUAUGAUAAAUGAAAAAAACUGGACAGUUCCCAAACUGCACUCACAAUUGAAUAAAAAUGGCUGUCUAGAGGGCAGAAAAUACAUUAAAAAGUCUCCACACUUUGCACAAGCUGCUUGAUGGACGGCUGUUGCGAAAUGCAAUCUGUUACAAACAGGCUAAAACAUGUCAUUUUGUAGGAUGUACCCCUCACACUGAUGACAGAGUGCAUUUUUAAAUGUGUCCCAAAAAUCACAUUUCUACCCCUCUGCACAUCACUUUAUUUGAUGUAUUUUCACCAACGUAAUUUAGUUAUGCAUGACUUUCUCAUUUACACCUCAUGUGUACUGCCAGCAUGGGGGCUUUUAAUGUUUUCAGGCACAUUCAAAUACAGCCUUCUCCUUCUUUUUUAUAUGUAAUUCACAGCCAAUGUGUCAUCAUUUAUAAACCAAAGAGAAAAUAGUUUGAGUCUUACCCUGAGGGAUGGAUUGACCAUGUGAUGCUUAAGCUGAUUUGGGGUAGGAGUCUCAAGUUGUGUCUCCUGCAAAAACAGCAAAUGAAAGACUCGCAUUUUAAACACAUUUUCAACCCACAAUCGAUGCAGUAAAAAAGUCAUGCGCUGACUUUAUAUGAACUGGAUAAAUGUGCUAGAAUGUAAGUAAACAGUUUGUCAUUGUACACAGCCAACUCUUACUACAUCUCCAUAGAGUGAGGCUGGAUUGGAAUUGAAUCGAUUUCAAUACACCAUCUUGUGUUCCAUCCAUCCAGUGGCAUUUUGUAGAGUUGCAGUUUAAACUCCUCAGUGAGUUUCUUCCUCAGAAGAGUUUAUACCUGUUUUUACAUCUGGUACUACACAGGAGCCAUUCUGUACAAAUCUGUAAUGUCAUACAUUACAGAUUUCAAACAAUGGUUGUUAUGGCCUGCAGUGAGGAAAAUGAAAGUUGCGUGUGUAACGUUGCUCGUAGGUGAGUGUGCACCAAUUAGCUCAACACCCGUUAUUAGAUAGAUUACAGAAGUAUGUUUGAGAACAUGUUUUGUACCUUGGCUAAAAGGGCUUGUCCUGUGCUAGUGUAAUAAGUUUUUUUUCUAACAUUUGUACCAAGAUAUAACCUAGAUAAGUGCUUAAGUACAUCCACGCAAACAGCCAAAUACCCUCUGCUUCCAUGUUUUGAUGAACCUACUCAGUCACAUACAUCUGUAAAGAUUCACCAUUAGGAUAAUUCGGACUAACCUCCAUCUGACGAGAGUGUGAUAUCGUCUUUAAAGACUUUUUAAUGAAGGGUUAAUCAGUGAUUUUUAAAGUUUGGUUAAAGCAAGUUGCACACAGCUCAUAAGAAAAAAAAAUACCAGUGGAGUAACCGGCGUACAAGAUGAUAGCCGCUGUGAUACAAGUAGUUAAUCUAGAACAGUAAUAUAAGUGUCAUGUUAUAUGGGUAUGCCCUUUUUGUAUUUAGAAAAACAUUUAUGGGCCACACUGAGAAGGUCAUGGUUUAAAUCAAGUGUGGUAUUUGUUGCAUCAUUGCAUGGAGCUUUUCUUGAAGUGGGUAAAAUAAAAACUGACAAUGUAAAGGCCUGACAGUUAUUGGGGUCAGAAACUAUGUUACUCAGACAAAGCAGUUCAGCUCUGUCUGUUGAGAUACUGAGAGGCAAGAGGACAAAGACAAGGAAACCUAUUGGACCACAAAUAACAGCAAUUAUGGAUGUUGUGGGGAAAUCAACAAGUAGAAAAUAAAGAAAGAAAAGGCGAAAGAAGCUCUGCUGCCAACAGUCUGCAACUAUUAAGUGUAAAUCCAGAGAAACAUGAGUAAACAACAUGAAUCAUGGGGAGUGCAGGCCGAUAAAUAAUAUGUUUAUAAAUGCAAAAGCUCUAAGAUGAUUUUUGGUGCAGACCUACUUCUUUAUAAUCUUUAAAUGAAAGUUACAAUUCAUUUGUAAUGUUUAAAAUAUGUUUGGCACUAUGUUAAAAACCAUUAGUGACUCAUACUCUAAUCAAACAUCCUUCUCAUUUCUGUAACCUAAUCAUCUUUAACCCGAGCCAUUUGAAGAGGGUGAGCUCUUUAACCAACAAUUAAAUUCAUGAGGUACUCAUGCUCAGCACAAGCAAAUAUACCUAUGAUUUUGUACAUAGUAUACACUGUACAACAUUAAUAUGUUAAUAACAAUAUGAAAAUGAAAUGUUUGGAAAGACAUGAGAGAUAUUUGUGUGGAUGUACUCAGAUGAGUGUUGGCUGAAUGACGUAUUAGUGUUUGAAUAUUGGUUUAAUUUGUAUGAACAGCACCAUAGAUGCAGUAAGUGACAAGCAUGAAAGGAAUGCUACAAUGAGUACAAUCUCACAUCAGACGCUUUGAGUGAUUUAUUUGCUGUCAUUCUUAAAAACGACCCAUAGUAUGUGUUAUAUGACCAGCUCAAGGUUUCUCUUAUUCUUUAAUAAUUUGCAUUUCUACCAAGAGGCUCUUUUGUGACGGCGGUGCGAGGUCACAUAAUGGUCAAAUCCAUCAUGCUGUCCUAUGUCCUGUCCUCUACUAUAAUGGAUAAUUUUGGUCUCAGAUUGAUUCUUGAUUUAAUCAGUCUAGCUUCUUUUCUGUUUUCCUCCCUGAAGGAAUGCCGGAGGAUAACAAUGUAAUAAAUAACACAAAAUUACAUAUCGUAACUUCAACCUUCUUCUAACAAGAGGUUUUGGUUCUGAGUCAUGUUGUAUGUAUGAAUCAGACAAACUCUCUUCUGUGUAAAGUAAGAUGUAAGGCACCUUUCCUGGGUGAAAUGGUGGGGGAAUAAAAAGCUGGCAAAUGCAGCGUGGAAUCUACAUAUGAUCUGACAAGGAUUGCUGAGCCCUCUCUCCAGUCUAGACUUGAGAUCUGUUGAGGCAUCUGAUUGUGUACUUUGCCAGAAAAACUGAAAAUACCCCUGUGACCCAGUGGAUGAAGUAAUAUACUUAAACAAAAAAAAGCAUAUAGCUCUUCACAUCAAUCAGCAUCAGAUUUGAGCCCGCUGCCUCACAGCUCUAAAAUGGAUACUGAGGACUGAUUCAGAAAGAUUCACCGGAGCUGACCUGUCCUCCAAUCAGGACUUAUUCACAUCCAGAGUCACGAAAUCAGGCAGGAAACAUCACAGCAGAUCCAUCACACCAUGACACAUUCAAACAUCUCGGCUCCGGGAGGUGUUACAGAGCUCUCAAUGCCAAAAUACAGCAGCUUUGCAUAGGCUGUCACUCUGAUGAACGGUUAACACUGAUCACCUGCUGUUAGGAACAAUCACGUCUCACAAUCAUCAACUCUGCAGUAUGUGAAAAUUCUAUAUUUUUCUUGUCUGUAUACUAAAAGACAUGAAAAUACCAUCGCCGUGAAGACCCACAUGCUGCCUGUACAAUAAUUUCCUCCUUAAUUGUGCAUAUAAAGCCAGCUAUUACAUAACUGACACUAUCAUUAUUAAUUUAGCACCUGUUGCAUUAUUCACUGGUACACUGUUGUCUCACUUUCUGCAAAUGUUAUUGUGGUUUUGUGUUCAUGUGAAUAUAUCAUAUUUAUUCAGGUCUUUAAUAUUCAUAUCUCUUUGAGUUUCAUGUUUUUUUAAGCUUUAUUUCAACCGCAUCCUUAUUCUUAUCAUGUUUAUGUAUAUUUCUUCUUCUUGUGUCCGGUACAUCGUGACAUAACAUGAUUUCUGAUUUUCUCUCCCUGGCCAAGGUUUCAUCUCAUUAUGUCAUCAUAUACAUCACUUUUCCAUACAUUGAAGGAGAGUGUCCUUGAAAUAAUCGCAUUCCUGAAGGUUGUCCUCCACACAUGAUGUGACUGGAUGUGCCACUGUGUACUUAUCUAUUGUUAAGCUUUGUGCUCUAGUAGAGACCGGUCUGGCAACUUGGGUCAGCUCCAGGGGCUGAGACUCUCAACAGGAUUACAGGGUGUAGAAAAUGGGUUGAUGGGUGGAUAUUCCGUAUUUGUUUUAGCUUUCUGCAAAGCUGGGAUUUAACUUCUGAUUUGACACAGUAGCACUCAUUUGUUCACCUAUUUUCAAAACCUGCUGUAUUCCCAGCCGUGGGGCAUUUACAAGCAUUGUAGUGUUGAAGGAAAUGAAACACCCAAGGGGCAUUAAAGGACUAGUUUUAACAAGUAAAAUAACGUAUAAUUGGGAUUUGUCUCAAUGCACCUCAUUCAGCCAUUCCACCUGUUCGUCAGUGGUGAGGGCAUCUCACUCUUAUUAAGAGAAAAGAGACAAGAGCACUACACAGAGCCUGAAUAACAUGUCUUUUCUUUGAUCUUCUCUCCCCUUUCAACAGACCCAUUAUGAAGAUGGAGAGUACAUCAUCAGGCAGGGGGCCAGAGGAGACACCUUCUUCAUCAUCAGCAAGGGAAAGGUGAGGAGAGAGCCUCCGGCCUACACCGAAAUAAUCAUGAGGGCAUCAUGGCACAUCGUCUUGUGAUCUUUAAAGCAAAAUGGUAGCACUUUAAGGUAAAAGUUGGCUUUCAUCAAUCAUCUUGAGCUGGGUGAGAGGGAGACAGAUGCACCGCCUCUUUCAUCAUUUUAUGCAGCAGCAAUAGGAGCUUCUAGGAAGGAGAACGGAGUCACUUUCAUUUCACCUCUCUGUCAUCAACACGUUUCACACCGAGCACGGAUGACUCGUCCUGUAGCAGCACUGUUGGGGGGCUUUCAUGUUCAUUUCUACUGUACUGCUCUUCCUCUGUGGUUUCUCCUGCUCAAUAUUUUCCUUUUUUUUCAUCAUUUUCUUUCCUUAGCAACAAGUUUAGGUCGAUUCCCUUCUUCUUUCCCUUUAUUCACUUCUCCUCUGUUUGACCCUGCAUUUCUUUCUCUUCAUUAAAAGAUACAUCUGUAAACAGUGGCUUACUAGAUGACAUAAUCAACCUCACAUAAAGGUGAACACUGGUUUAAAUUGCACGCCCCAUACAGAGGCUUCAGCCCUUGAUGGUGAUGGUCAGGGUUCAAUUCUAAUACAUGUUAUUUGCCUUUAUUGAUAGGAUAGUUGAAGACAGGCAGAUAUCAUAGAGAGUGGGGAGCAGACAUGCAGCAAAGGUUUGUGGCUGGCAGUCAAACCACCAACUGCAACAAGGACCACAGCGCCUGUAUAUAGCAAGCUUAAACUGCUAGGCCCCUGCAUUCAGAUUCGACCCAUGCUCACUUUUCCAAGAGUCUUUUUCUACCCACUUUUCUGUCCAUAAAAAAGGCAUAAAAGGCUUAAGAUUAAAACAUCUCCACCUUCUCUACUGUACAAAAGUGAUGCCAAAAUGUCCCUAAUUUGUAUCUAACCAUUUACCAAUUCAAAGAUGCCUUAGGAUAAUACAGGCCAGAGUUUAACAGCCUCUUCAGUUCGAUGGUUAUAAGGAAUAAUUUUAUAGUGUUGAGGUCUUUACACACCAGGCAAUAGGCAAAGCAACACAAGUAAAAGACACAAAAAGGCGAAUGAUUCGCCGGCGAAUUUUUUCUGUACACAGAGAGUGUUGUGGAAUAUUUUAAGGGACUUGUCCCAUAAAGCAAGGUGUUCCUGCACACAAAUGAUAAAGUGCUCAGUCAUGAUGAAUGAAUGCAGACUCGGGCUGAUGCUGCCAAUGAAGUUUGGAUGUGACGUCAUCGACAUAACAUCAUUUUGAUUGGUCAGAGGUCUGGCCGUUCGCCUUUUCGCCUCUGCAAAAUUCGUCAUGAGCGAAUAAACAGCAGUUGCUUUUUCGCUUCGCAUAUUUCGUUGCCAGUGUGUAAGGUUGCAUUGACUUCAAUAGGUUUAAAAAAAACCCCUAUUGAAGUCAACUCGAAUUCGCUCCUGGUGUGUAUGGACCUUUAGUGUACAUCCUUCUGUCUCUUGUUGUUCUUCCUCUACUUGCAAAGAAGUUUGUGAACAGAGCAAAUCGCUGUAUUAUACCGCGUUUUACAAAAUCAAGUAACUCAAACUUAGCCUCUCAGAAAUGACCUUUUAGUAGAAAUAAUAACAUCACCAAAACAAAUCAGGAUGGUAGAAAACAUGUUUGAGAAAAAUGUCCUUGGUGUGUAUUUUGGUUUUAAAAUUUGACCUAUUUUCCAUCAGUUGACACAAAGGAGGCAGGGUUUAUAACCUAUAAUAAAGCCAGUCAGGGGGGAGCUCAAAUGUGUUUUUGCUUUAGUCUUGGGGUGCUGUAAUGUUGUCCAUCUACCUGAACAGUCUACUGUGUUAGCUAGUUAUUUGUAACCACAAAAGGCACAACAUGGCCUAUGAGAGGUGGUAGAGGUCAAAGAUAUAUAGAAAUUCAUCCAUCAAGAAUGUUUUUCACCAUGUUUCUAUAUGUCCAGGGUGUACUUUAAGUGCCAGUGUAAAGAAUGAAGAUAUUUUAUGUUCCCUACUGUCCUUUUUUAACUCCCCUUCGACCCCAAACAGAUGCAACCCACUUCACAAGGUCAACACACAUACAUCAUGGCCAAACACACUUAUGGACACGAACAUGACCAUACACACACUCUCUCUCUCUUACACACACAAACAUCCCUGACCUUAUCAUUGCUUUCUGCUUGGCUGUUUCCUCUUCUCUCACUUUAUCUCCAUCCAGACCACAGACGGCACACUUUGUCUAGAGGACAUUCUGCCAAUUCAGCCGUCUCCCGAUAUACACACUCAUCCUGCCCUUUGGUCCGUACUUUCCAUCUUCUCAAAUUCUCAGUGCUGUUUAUUCUCUUUACUUUUACCCUUUUUCUCACAUCAUACAAUGUUACUCAAUUGUAGACAGCAUUACAAGUGGAGGGUGUGCUGCCACACCUGUGCAGAGCUGACUAAUGGAUGAAGACAAGAUCCUUCAUUAGGCCAAACAACCGUCUCCAUUCAUUUCCUCCAAGAUCUACUCAAGUGUCAUCGCUUGAUUUCUAAGGUCUAGCGGCGCAGCACAGCCCCAUCACUCACAUGUCAUCUGGCUAAUGAAGUGGUCAGCCACGCCUCCGCAUUCUUGCAUGGGAACCGCAGUCACCUGUUUAUAUCAGAGAAACCUGUCACUGAGACUUCUCCUUUGUGUCAUUUUAUGUGUAAAUUAGAUGCUAUCUUCUCUCUGGAAUUAUUCGCCCCCACCUUUGUUACACCGUUUCCCUUCCCAGCACUCAUCUUCCUGUAUUUCCUUUCUUUUCCCAGGUUAAUGUGACUAGGGAAGACUCGCCCAGUGGAGAACCGGUCUACCUGCGGAGCCUUGGAAAAGGAGACUGGUUUGGAGAAAAAGCACUGCAAGGGUAAGAUUGCCCUUGAUAGCACUGCCUCUUCCAAUUGAAAUCUCCUGCUCUCUAGCUGCUCGCUGCACUGUCACCUCUGUUGCUAUUUAUUUCCACUCGCAACCAGUUUUUAAUGUCCUUCAUCUUCCACUCAACAUGCAUCCACCUAUCCAGUCCUCUAGAUAAUCAGUCAGCUUUCAACUCUUAUCUGUCCUUAUUUUUCUCACCACCACCCAGCCUCCUUAAGACGGGUGAUCAUUUUUAAGUGUUUGGCAAUACUCUGUGACAGGGAACAUGGAACGACUCCCAGACUAAUUUAUUGUGGCUGCUAAAGACACAUUUUUUAAGUGUUACAUGUUUUUUUUUUCCUUUGUCUGAACCGUAAAAGCUUUUAAAGUUAAUCUGAACUUGGUUGUUCACCACUCACAGUAGUUUUUUUUUUUUUUUUUUUUAACUUAAAAACAUUUUAGCCAAACAUGACAAAAUGUGAUUUCCUGUUCCUCCAACUUAAACACUCUACAGCAUGACUGUUGACAGACAAUUAUAUUAUAUAAUGUACAAACUAUGACACACAGUCAGUUUCUCAAAACAAAAGACAGUCAUAACCACAUAAGCUGACACCAGUCUAUAGUUUAAACACAAUUACAGAUACCACAAUACAGAAUCCUUAAUUACAAGUGGACCUUGGUGUUUGACGGUCAUAUUGUAUGCUCUCAGCUGAACACACUUGCCUCUUUUAAACAAUAUUAUCUAUCCACUCGUUUUACUCUCCUCUCUUUUCUCUUCCCUUCCUGUCUCGGAGGACAGGGCUUGAAGAUAUCAAGGACAUCGUCAUACCGUCCUUGACUGUUAUAAUGAAUUUCCAGCAUCUCUACAUGUCUUUUAUGAACAUUUGUGUUAAAUCUGUAGUUGCAGUUUCAAUUGAGAUAGAGAGAACAUGUUAUAAAUGAAAAGUACCAACUAGUACACUAUGUAAGCCACGGACUGGAUUAUCUAUUCUAGCUGUUAAGAUGUACUCAGGCACAUACGAAGUAUCCCAGUUUUGUAUACUGUAUCAAAUGUAUCAAAUGACUCAGAGCAACCGUUAACAUUUGGUGCCAUCUGAGCACUCAAAUACUUUCAUUGUAACAACACUCCAGAGCAAUAAAAUUAUUUUAUAUGCCAGCUGGAGACAAAGAGCAGUGCCCUGAAGUGAUGUCUUUACCCUGCUGUUUGCCCUGUCUUGUCAUGACAGAGCGUCUCCACGGGCAAUGUUUUAUUAAAACAGAAGCAGGGUAGAGAUAGUCCAAAGUGUAUAACCGCUGGAAGGGGUCAGGUAGAAACAGAGAGCACUCGUGCACGUAAAUCUGAGUGACUAUACACACAAUGCCGGCAGUGACAGCUUGAAAUAGUGGGGAUGUCGCCAUCUCCUGGUGGCUAAAUGUGAGAGGCUGACCUUAGAGCUGUCAACCCCUCAAACCUUAAAAAUCAUCGAACAGGCGCUAGGUAAACACAGAAAAUGAAGAUGAACCGAGGCGGUAUGAUGUUUAAAGUUUGUCACAGGAUGAGUGAUUGUUGUCACUUGUGAAAGAACGGUGUAGUUGUGAUGUUCAGGGGACAGCUGGAGAUGCACAGAUGGCUGGGCUUUCUCCUUAUGUUGAAGCUAAUGACUGCAGGAAGACAGAGUAUUAAAGUGCAUGCAGAACAAAAGGUUGAUCCCUUGGCAGUGGGAGAAUUAGACUGAUCAGACAAAAAUUUGAUCAGUUAACACUGUCGAGAUGUGAAAAGAGCCGCCUAAAAAGAUGACACAAAAUAAUCAUUUUUAAUGGAGGGAGCAGCUGUUCGUCCUGUACACUAAUGACUAAUUUAUGUGUAACCACAUAAAUAUAGUAUAAAAGACAUGCUUGUCAGUACACAUAAAUAUAUGUUUAUUUUUUCCGGUCUAACAAGAAUAUUAAUUCAAGUAGUGUGCUGCUUCUUUAAAGGGCCUUUGAGAGCAUCUCCAGCUUUGUUCAACCUUUGACGACGUAUCUUUCUCUACAGCCUUUCAAAACAAAGCACCCUCCUACCUCAGCACUGUUAGGCGUCACGAACAUCUCCUUUUGUCUCAGAGCGUCUUGAAUGAGAGAAGCCUCUUCAAAUACACCUUUGAUGGUCGAACAUGUCUUGCAAAUUUAAAUGACUGUGAUGCCAGUCAUCUUGGACGCAGGCUUUUGAUCAGAGGGCUCUUCUGCGGGGCACUCUCUCUAAUUAGAAGUUAACUGUGUGUGUCCUUGCUCACAAAAUUCAAAAGCCGCCCCUACUCAAAGGCUACUUUGUCCACCUGAAGAUGUUGCCUUUGAUCCAUGAGAACAACAUAUUUACAAAUCAAAGUCAGUUUUCCUGCUGGCUAUAAUGAUUUGUUGGAGGUGAGUGGGUUGGGUGAUACAUAUGAGUUUGUUCAUCAAAGCAGCUAAAAAUAUCUAACACUGCAUGUUUUUCAAACCAGUUGUGUAACCCUUAAUUGGUACGCGUAUAUAUCUAACCCCAGUUGAUGGAUGAAGUAGACUCGGGUUUGACUUAUAUGUCAUGUUACACUAUUUCUGUCAUAGUCAAGUGUGAACUUUGAUUUGAGGUGUAGAUCCAUAGAGAAUAGACAGUGUGGCUCUGACUUCCGCUGAGAGUGCACUUCUUAUGUGUGUGUUUGCAGAGGUGUUCAAGUUGAGGAUGUUAAGAAAAAAAGAAAGUGUGAUGUCCACGACAAGUAUGUGAUUGGUGUCAGUGUCAGACCACAUUUAGACCUCUGCCAGGAGGUUUUUUUAAGUGUGGGUGUUCACUCCAGGUUUAGGUGAGAAAAUGAAACAGGGCUUGAAGGCAGGUGAGCUUGUUUUUUGCCUUUACAGUGGUCAUACUGAACAACAUUUUAUUGGUGUCCUAUUACGCUCUGGAGCUGCCAGUCAGCUCAUGCUCUGUAAGGGCCUGAGGGUAGGCUACGAGCUGCUGCAGUAGGUUCAAUUUUACCUUGUAAUGUAGCUUUUGGGGAGCUUAUCACAAAAUGCACGCAAAUUCUUGGCAAUCAACUCUGCUGUCAAAGAGGCACUUUGUUUUAGGACUGUUUGCAUAAGCAGGGCAUAUAUGUUCUUUGUGGUUUGCCCAUAAACAGACCCAGCUGAUUGACACCCCGUGUAGGUAAAACAUUUGCUCUGGACAAUCUUAUCAUCCCUUCAAAAAUAGCGAAAUAGCCCUUUUAAGGUAUCUAUACAUAGCUUAUCAUCCUGCUCUCUUCACUGGAAACCAUGUUAGCCAAAGCACUUACUUCCUCUGUUUGCUAUUAGAUACACAAAGUUUAUAAGGAUUAAGUACUAUUAAAAGUGUAUUUCUCAGUAUAACAAUCGGUCUUUCAAUUCAAAAAAAGGUGUGACACUGUACAAAGUUGACAAAACAGAUUUGGAUGGUUUACAACUCAUUUAAACUCUUUAAAACUGAAAAUAAAGCAAGGACAACUUUUAACUUUUAGGGAUUAAACAUUGUUCACUGUUUUAUAAAAAUGCUGUGCUCAUUUUUGAUUUGAUAUGAGUAAGAUAUCCCAAAAACUCAGGAUGGGGUCCACAGAAUGCUAAAAUUACUGCAUGUUCCCAAAAUCAUUUCCAAAAACUGUGACCACAAUUCACAAAUAAAGGUUUAAACUCAAAUACUCCUAUCAAAAAAAAAUCCACAAAUGAGCCACAAUGGCAAGGAAAACAUACCUGAAAUAGGCAGAUACCUCAAACAGGACCAGACUCAGUGGAAAUCAGCCAUCUGCUGUGACUGGAUGGGCUGAAAAAGUAGGAAUAAGGGAGAACCAUGAAAAAGGGAAGCAGAGAUAGACAGAUAGCAACAACAAUAACAACAGAUUGUACAGCCACUCCUCUCAGUUUAUGCAGUUAUAAUAUCAAUAAACAAAGAUUUGAAGCAUUUUGAGUUGAAGCAAUGCUCAACUCAGAGCAAAUCCCAUGCUGCCCUUGUUAUUUUGGAAAAACGCAUGAUUGCUCCAUUGCAAUGCUGUUAUGAACAGGAAGGGACUUUUUCUUGAAAGUUUUCCCACAGGCCAAAAUGUAUUUUAGGUGUUGGAACCUAGGGGGCGGAAAGGAUGGGGAUAGAGAUGUGGGCGGAGAGGUAGGGGGGCUGAAAACAACAUUACACAUCGAGAACAAGCAGCAGCCGGGGCCCCGAAUUCACAAAAAUAUUUCACAAGUGUGUCCCUUGCUGGCAGACUGAUCCGUCAACUGCAUGUCCGAGCAGGGAUUUGACAGCGAGAAAUAAUAAAUACAAACACUGCCACAGAAGGUUUAUUUUUGGGCAAGCCACUGGAAUAAAUUCUGUAAACAAGAAACACUGGAUCCAAGUCAGUGUGCUCAAGCUCAGACUUGUGAGUGCCUUCUCCACAGCACCUCUCCCACACUGUCUGUGUUUUGUUAUUCUAACAACACGGCUUUGACUAAGGUUAAAGAGCUAACACUUCAAAUCUGAAUGUUGUGGCUUUAAAAGAGGAUAUAAAUUCACCUGUGAAGUAGUGUUUUUCAAGCACUUUAGUUUCAUGAAUUGGAGUCAGUUUUUAUUCAUGAAUGUAAAAAUGUCUUGGAAAGUGGUUGGACCCUGCAGCUAUGUGAACGUGCAUAAUUUAUAGUUAAUAGGAAAAACUGCACCAAUGCUCUCUCUCUCUCUGGUUUGCUUAAGUACUUUGACACCCACCUGUGAAGUUUUAUACACGCUUAUCAGGCCCACCUGAAUACCUGCAACCUCAGAAUUGCAGCAAACAAAACACUGACUGUGUAUCUGAUGGCAAAAUCUUAUUCUAGCCCCCGUCCUGACCUCAGAUUUACUCCACUCCCUGUAGCUCAGGGCUACUGCCCAGCUCUCUGCCAGAGCGUUAUUUUCAUAACCCUUUUCCCAGGGCACCAGAUCACUGUCCAAUUACCAGGUUGCUUUCUGCUAUCUUCUGGAAAUCAACACCACGAGCUGCUAAGGGCAUUCCCUACACAGCAUGCAGCUGCUUCUUCUGCGUGUCUGUUUCCAGUAUAUUUCUUGUUACGUCGCAAUUAACAAGUGUGGAGCCAUCCCUGGCUGACAUAUGACUUAAGCGCGGCGGUGUGUAAAUUAAUCAUUCGGACAGUUAGAGGUUGUGUUUCACAUACAACAUGGCCAGCAUCAACGCGAUGCUACACUGGGCAGUUUUCAUCAGUUAUGCUCAUGCAGCGGGGGACAGGUGUAACAAGCUCUGAUAUGAAACCCUUGAGGGCUCUUAAGGAUGAUUCAUACUUACAUAAUAAGUAUUUUAAUACAGCCCAGAGUGUUUUGUUGUUAAGUUGUGACACCGUGGUUGGCAAAUGACACAAACAUGAGCACGUCCUCUUAUGAGAUAAAUUAACCAGUGUAACAGAUUGUGGCUGCCGCUUUUGUUUUAGCUCAUUAUCAUUGAUGAGGAAAGUGCUCCGAGUGUGUGUGCCUGGUAUGCAAACUUUAUUUAUUAAAAGCGGUGAUUGACUAAAACACCUGACAUUUAGGCUGGGGUAAAACUGGCUUUGUCCUUUGAAGUCUUGGUAUUCCUUGAAUAUUGACUCAAUUUUUUAACUUUCAGUAAAGAGGCAGUUUUUUUCAGAUUCACACAUUGCAUGAUAUGAAUUUAGAAACUUGUUUGAGUGACUUGACUGCUGCAGGUAAAUAUGUGGAGGUGUGGAGACAGUUUAUGAAAAGUGACAAUAGCUAGUGGAUUGUCAAUUUCAGAUUCACAUCUGGCAUUUACAAGCUUGUGUGCCUCAGCAGUUAUGAACAGAGUGAGUGACUGUUCAGGAUAUUUAAAUAACCAUCAGAUCAGGUUUAUAUCAUGCUUUCUUUACAGCCUUGAAGAGUAGUGAACUACAUGUAUUUAAAACAACAAAACUAAAGCUCCUAUGAGGAGUUUUUACAUCAUUUAAAAAAUACACUGAAAUUCAUACUGAUGCCUUUUCAUGAUAUCCAAAAGGAUCAUUAGUUACAAAGUUGAUGAUUUUAUUAUCUCUUUUUUUAAUGCCUGAAGCAGGGCAGAGGGGGUGGAUGUUGGCUAAGCAGCUGGAGACACAGCAGUGUUUUCACAGUUUCUGCAUAAAACAUUCACAAUAAAUGAUAUAAUUUACCACUGAAUGUUAGCAAGUUGAGAUAUUUUUGGUCAAAGGUUAAUACUUAUUCAUGUGGUGGACAAGAUAAGCUAAUACUGCUUUGGCCACGGGGGUUGCCUAAAUUGACACUAACUGAAAAUUACUCACAAAAGCUUCAAUUUUGCAGUAACUUGCUGUUGGUUGAAAUUUUAAUGGAGAUAGGUAAAUCACUUUUUUCUCCUGUUAAAGGUGCAGUGAUUUUGGCACCCCCUUUGGACAAUGUGAUACUUUGAUACUUCAUUUCUCUGCCUGUGAGAUAUGGUGGUAGUGGUGUUUUUAGACAAAAACCUCAUCUUGUUGUCUUGUAAACGUGACAUAUGAGUGAUUUUCAUGGGAAAAGGAAAUUGGCCGUUUUCCAGCCUGCUGUCAACCAUCCUGUCCGACACCUCCCCCCUCACUGUAACAGCAGAUAAAUAACCAGCCUUGUCAUUGAUGGUUUCAUUUGAUCCUGAACAUCAUAAAGAGGCAUCAGUAUCAGUUUCAGUCUGUUUCUCAGCCAGUCAAAACUCCUUUUAUGACCUUUAAAGUACAGGAUUGUUUUAAUUAAUUUAUUACAGCUUAAGUCGCUCUCAGAUGAUAGAGACCCCUGAUAUUUUGCAGCAGUGUAAAUAUCAAAUUCCCUUCUGUUUGUGGAAAGCCUACGUAUUUUUAUUUAGUCUGGGAAAAGCUUUUGGUCCCUUGGGUGUUGCAGGUAUCCACAAAGGCACUUCAACUUUAAGAAGGAAGAUAAAGUAUUUUUACAAUGUUUUAGUCUCAGUGUAAAUAACCGGGGUGAAUAUUGAAUGAGUUUAUAUGACAGCAGGGUUGGUGAUUUCUUAUUGUGUAUUAACAUAUAUUAGUGUCCUGUUGCAGCAUUUGGAUAAAAGCUUGAUCUACAUUUCAGUGCUGCCUCGGUGAAACAAAUAGCUCAUCUGGAAGUUAUUAUUGUUGAGUUUCUUCCAGUACAAAGCUAUUCAGGGCUUCAAAUCAGUGCUCUCAAAGCAGCUAACCAGCACCAACUCUCUUCAUAUGACACUGAUGAAUGUAUAAACUUGUCGUCUCACUUUCUCUCAUUGACUGUCACUCAUCAGGCCCCUUUACGCAAGCUUAAUAAUAGCAUAACCAUCAGUAACAAUCAUACUGUAACAAGCAGUCAUGAUCCAAACUGGGGUCUUUGUUGAUCCACCAGACAUUAACUUGCUUACUAAUACCGAGUGUUUCCUUAUGUAAAUGGUAUUACAUGCUAUUGUGGCCAAACACAGAGGCAGGUGGAGCAGUAUGUGCCAGAAUAGUGAGUUUGGAACGUGGAUGCAGGUCUUUGGAGCUUAUCGGAGUUGAAUGAAAUACUGUAUGUGUCACGAAACAGCUUGAGGGCCUGAGUAGUCGUCUGUUAAUAUAUCCCAUGCCUGUGACAAACACCGCUUUCCUCUCCAACGUGCCCCUCUCUCCUGUAGUCCUCACCUUUCAAAGCCUGUUGUUCCCCCACCAGCUGUGACCUUUAUUCAGAGGGGUCAGCAGAAAGACUGCGUGUGUGAGUGCGUGUGUCAGUGUGUGUGUGUGUGUCGCGCAUGUGUGUUUGGAAGAGGGAAGUCAGAGGGAGUUGACAUAGCAGGGGAGACUUAUCACCUCAGCUCUUUGAAAUAGGUGGACAUGUGUCUGAGUUCAGUCCAGACACAGAUUGGGAAUGUGAGUUACUGUUAGCAUUCGAGUCCAGAGAAGAGUCCUUUAUAACCUUUUAUUGUAGAGAUAUAAAACUCAUCCAGAGGAUAAUCUUUUUUGAAACGAUGGGCUACAAAGCCAUCUGCUUAUGGGGCAUCCCCAGAUGAGUUUUCCUCCUUUUUUUAUUAGCAUUAUUGGCUUAGAUAAAUUGAAUAACACUUAACUCAGACUGGAGAUUGAUCUACAAGCACUGCAAAUGUGUGUUUUGCUGGAGGGGGCUGACCUGCCCAGCCUGCUGGUUCUGAGUUAGAGCUCAUUGCUGUGGGACUUUUUAAAGUGAAGGAUGGAUCCUUGGGAUACAGACUCAGAGGAUUCAUGCGACUGGGGAGACUCCUCUGAAGAGGCGCUGUCAUCAGAUGAAGACAAUCUUGAAAAAGAGUAAUGUCGAUCAUGCAGUUAUGUGUGUGGCUUGUUGGAAAUGAUGAUUUUAAUGUGUGCUAGUGCCAUUUAAAGAGUGAAUGGGUUAUAAACUCUUCCAUUGUCAGAGCUCUGAUCGAGAAUAAAAAUAAACAUAACUGCAAUUUUCAAUGACAAAUCACUGGGUCAAACUAACCUGAAUGUGUUGUUUUAUUUGUCUCGGCAGGGAAGACAUCAGGACAGCCAACGUCAUUGCAGCAGAGGCCGUCACCUGUCUAGUCAUCGAUAGAGAGUGAGUAUCAGACAAAGAGCGCAAAAUUCCUUUAGUCUUCAAGCAAUUUAAAAAAAAUGAACACAACCAGUGACACAAGAGCUCAAUGAAUUUCACAGGCAGCCAAAACAAGCCCGCAAAUUCUGCUUUCUGAAGCUGCACUUGCCUGUGUAAAGCGCUUUUAAUUUCCUGUCUGCUCUAAAUUUGCCGUAUAAAUAAAGCAUCCUUUACUCAUUACUGUCGGGCAAGGACGCUUUCUUGGAACAGGCUUUACAAACGCUGCUUCACUAAGACAUCAAAACAAACCAGCCUCUCUGUAGAAAACAAAUAGCACGCUUUAAGGUGCCGCGCUAUUCAUUUUCUACCUCAAAGAGACAGAUCGAAUGUCAAGUUUUUGUCUGAGUAACCGCCAAAUUCAAUUUAGAAAUAAUCAGAGAGCUUUGAAUUUAUAAUGGAUCAUAAAUUUGUAGAGUCAUGUUUCUUUUUUCAUCAUUCUAUCUCCUUGUUCUAAAUUCCAUUUGCAUAGUUUUGUGGUCAAAAAAGGCAAUCCCUUACACUGCCAAAAGUCGACACAUUGAUCAACUCUAAAACACUAAAUUCUUAUGUAAAUGCUUUCCCGACAAAAACCAAGUGCUUUCAGGAUCUGGGCUUGUUUUGCUGAAUUACAUCACUCAUGCAGGUGUUAUAUCGACCCUUAAUCCUGAAACCGCCUCAGGAAAGCACUGAGAUCUCUUCAAAAUAUGUGCAUGAAUAACUAACAAGGGCUAAUUUAUGAAUGUUUGUAGCUGUUUGAUUGUAGGGUUACAGCAUGUCUUGAUAUUUUAUCACAGGUUUUAACGCAUCUUUCUAGCAAUGUACUCAAAAGGAGAAUCUGACAGAGUUUAUAUCAGGUCAUUACCUAAGGAAACGGCCUGUCUCAGGACAUUUAUGUCUCCAACCUGAAGUAGUUUGAAGGGAGCAGGGAGACAGAUGGAUACUAAACGUGGGAUGGAGAUGAUAUCGGCUUACCCAGGGCCUUUCUCUGGCCUCAGGGAGCACAACAAGCACAAAUGGGCCAUCCAGAGCCAGUAGAGGAGAUAGUGCGCUAUGGAACGCAGGUGAUUACCACCGGCUCUCACUCUGCCUGCCACAGAAGCAGUUAAUACUACUACAGCCAAAAAAUGUUGCUCAGUAUGUGUGCGAAUCACCUAACCGGACCACUUUUGGUGCGGAUUCUUGGUUGUUAAUAUUUGAAACUCUGUCAGUUUGUGUGGACUGUGUGUGUCCAAGCAUGUAAGAUACAUCAAAAGAAAAGGAGUGCAACUCAAGAGGAGAUAUUUACAGGAGCUGUGCUGGAGAAAAGGGAGGGGAUAGAUACUGUGGGAAUGAUACAUGGAAUAAAAUUUAACAGCAGGGAGUUGGCAACUCAGUACAGUACAAACUGUAAGCAGCCAGACAUUUAAAAAAAGAAAAGCUCGGCAACAAUCCCCGCUUGCAGGCAUUAUAGUCUCAACAGGAGAAAACACCAGAUGUAUUACAUCUUCUGGCUGACAGCUUGAUGAGCCUUGUGCAAAAACCGUCUCUGUUAUUUGUUCUUGCAGGAUGUUUGGAGUCUUUAGCAUACGCAGCCAUACUUCUGAGAGAAAUGAGCCAAAACGAUGUUAUUUUUCAUGUUGCAGCUCUCCCCUUGAGUGCAACUUUGGAGGAUUAUUUUUUAGGGAGUUAGCUUUAUUAUGGAGCGUAUUAUUCUGCAGUGAACUUCUCCUUUUAAUCCUUCUUUAACUCUCAUAUCCUGUUUGAUGUUACUAAUAAGAAUUUAUUAAGCUGCAGUAUAUCCAGUAGGCUGAUGAUUAUUUUACAUUUAAUAUUAAGGUCUGAGGGGCUUGGCCUUCUACGGUGUUGACUCUGUUUCUCUCUGCUGAAGAACUUCACAAAUGCCUUUCAGCUUUUUAUAUGUGAAGAUAAUUUGCACACUAUCUGCUUUGGUAUGGUCUUAUUUUUCUCUUAAAAUUCAUUAGUUGUAAAUGUUAGCCUGUACCCCACUCAGCUUGUAUACCCCUCAGUAUCCCAGUCCUUUUUGUCUGCCCUCCGUGACUUUUAGAGGCUCGACUAUAAAAGCAGAUGUAUAAAUAUUUGAUAAUCGCUGGUAUGUUUUCAUGACAGUGUGGUCACAAAGCCGAGCAGCUUCCUCAGAUCGCCCACAGAGUACAAACUGCUUCCCUUCCUCAUAGCUUUGAGCGUCUCAUGCAUUAUAAGAUAGUGGAGUGUGUUACUUUGGGUUCAACAGAUUGUAGAUUCUUGAGCAGAUUAAGAAACACUCAUAAAACUUGUACUAUUUUAACAUACACUGUCUGUUUUACAGUUCAUUCAAGCACCUGAUUGGUGGUUUGGAGGAUGUGUCCAGUAAAGGCCAUGAGGAUGCAGAUGCCAAAGCCAAGUAAGAAAACGAUGGUUUAUUUGUAUGCAUGAAUUAAUUAGAAUACUAAUUAUGAAAGUCCGUCUCACUGCUCUAUGCUUUCGGUUUGUGCUGUCUUUUUUUUUUAGCAUUUUUUUUUUUAUUCAAUUAAUUUACGCAAAUGAAUUUUCCAUCUCAGUAACCUUUAAAACCAUUAGUGCUGAGUUUUAAAAAAGAGACGCGCUCCAGGCUGGACAUUUAUGCAUUGUGUCUUUAGGUCUGUUACAUAACAACACAAUACCCGUGUGGCAGGCCAGAAGCAGAGGCUAUGACCUCCGCCUCUAUUUCUGGAGGAAUUAAUAUGUAGUCUAUUUACCGUCGCUAUGGAAACAAGAGACUACAGAAGACAUAGGGCACCUUGGCAAUGAGGUGGGCAUCUUGGGGUUCAGGCGGUUACGUGUUGGCAUAAUCUGAUACCUCGCUCAUCCCGUGCUAUGUUGUGAGUCAAGGUGAGGAGAAACAAGAAGCCGGUAAUGACAGCUCACAGAGAAAGAGAGGGCAGGAAUGGAUUAUCACCUCAGGAGAGAUGGAGCACCAAGGGGAGAACAAGACGGGGGGCCAAGCAGACCGCACUUGUGUCUGGAUUUCUAGCCGAGUGCCGAGAGUGUCAGUCAUCUUUUGGAAUCUAAUGGGCAGAGAGCAGGACACAACCGCAAACUCCGGUGACACAGACCCUGUGGAGAGAGAGGGAUGACAGGUUUAGUGGAUGGCCUCUGGUAUAGAUGCCACGAGCCAGAUGGUCCUUAUAGCUUUUUACCUGAUAGAGGGGGCCCGAAAGUGCUCAUUCUCUAUCUCAUUUCUGCAUCUCUUUGUCUUUGGGGGCUCUUUUUUUUUUUAAGACUGAUAUUAUGCAAAUUAGCAGCACGUUCAGUGUUCCUACUUCUGGUAGCCUUAUUAAAAACCUGAUUCUCUACAGAGUUACACCGCUGACUGCCACUGUGCUCCUCUGCUCACACUGAAACAGUUUUUUUUAAUCCUGAUUAAAGGUAGUUUCACCACUGUGUGUUCUGUGUGUGUGCUGUCCCCUCGCUCAGCUAAGCACAUUUGUGUCUUGAUGAGGAAAGCCUGAGUCAGAUCCCACAGUGAUGGAAACUAUCUCUAAUUGGUCACAGCGGAUAUGCACAAUGCGGCUGUUCUGUUAUUAUAUGGCAAACUAAAGCUGCUGUCUGAGGAUGACAGCUACUUUCUCCAAAGACAACCUCCCUGUGAGUCUGAACCAGGCGCUGCUUCUUCUGCAGGAGGAGCUUCACGCCACACAAAGUUCAAUGAACGCAUCAAUCACUGCUUCCACUUAUUCUUUAGCAUGCAUACAACAUUAACUGAGAGCUUUGAUCAGUAAAAGACAAAAUGUUAUUAGUUAUUGGUAUUGGUAAUAAGACUUGAUAAUGUUAGUGACAAAUCCUCCAUAAAAUUUGACUGAUUCUGUAUUCCCUUGAGCAGUCUUCGUGUAUUUCUCUCAGGGAAUUGAAGCAGCACUCAAAAAUUUCGACAUUUUAUAAUGCCUGAACUCUCUCCUCUCGUAUCUUCCCAUUUUUACUGGUUGCUGUCUAAUAGAGCCAUAAAAUAGUUCAAAUCUCCAUUCUCCUUGUGAUCAAACUAAACGGGUGAACUAUUUCAUACUCUGAAAGGUUGAAAGCUGCUUUUGAUUUCUCCUUUUUUUAUGAAAUUAGUCUCAUUUUCCUUCCAAAACUUUUGGCAAGGUGUCUCAAAACUCUUAUGCAAUAAAUCAAACUUCCGGAAGCCUUAAACUGAAUAUAAAUACUUUCCCUCCCACUUACUCCGAAUCACAGCCCAUCUAGCAUGAGUGAAGUUAGAUGAGGAAAAUAAGAGCCGGUGUGACUCAGCAAACCCCAUGUCUCUCGAUCAGGUGUGGGAGUUCAAUAAGGAGAGGUAACCAGUAAAUAAAGGUGCCAGUUAAUGAGAGACAGCUUUAAGGUCAGUGCUGCUGUCCUCUCCUCUCUUUUCACUUGAGUCAUGCAAGACCAAGACGCACCGGAGCAAAGGAAAUGACGAUAUUAGUGCUCACACAGUUAGGAGUACACAUGGGAAUUGCAUCAUUUUUUAUGAUCUCAUCCGCUCACUGAUACAAAUAAUCAUCCGCUGGGAUGCUGCUUGACCUGCACUUUGUACUUCAGUGGUAGGAAUUUAUCUGCCGCGUUACACUUAUAGGAACAUGUUAUUACAAACCUCAAAAGACUGCUUCUGCUAUAUAACUAAACGGUGAUGUACUGCGGCGUUUGCUGGAUGCAGUUGAGCUCUGUGUUCUGAGUCAAGGUCAUGGUUUAGACGUAUACUUAGAUGGAUCUAUGGUUGCAGUCCCAUUGGGUCUGCUUGCUUGUAUCACAUUCCAUGUAGCGCUUCAGACAUUGACACUAAAGUGCUGUUUGCUCUAAAACAGGGACAUUGAAAAGUGUUGUUGACAGCUUUUCAAUAGAAAGAUAAUCCACAAAUAUCUUAACUAUUUGUCUACCAGCACUCAGAUAUGUUUUUAGUCACAAUAGGAAGUGAGUUCCUACGAGGAAAAUGCAACUGUUCAUUAUAUUUGCAUUCCUGUAAACUUGGCAAGUUGUUUCCAAGGUCAUUUUUUUCCUCUUUAUAUUUAGAAAAAAUGUUUUGAACAUGAGAGAAUGAAUGAGUCUGUUCUUUCUCUUUUUUUUUCUCAAUAACACACAAAAGAUUCAAUCAAAGGUUUUGUAUUGGAAAGAGGUUUGCUUUUUACCAUAAUUCUUCUAAUAGAACAAUGACGCCACCUGCUGGUGAAAUGGUAUCAUUACUUUAAAUUCCACACGUUUUACUGUUAAAGAAGACACUUCUCUCAAUCACUCUGGGGAAAUUCAUUUUUUACGCAGUUAUGGGACAAGCAUUGACCAGAUUUAUGUAAACUUGCACAAACAAAUGUCCAGGAAAAGAUCUGGCACAUCUCUGGCCACCAACCCAAUCCUCACUGAGAUUUAAACUGACAACCCUCCAGUUCCUAGGCCAGCCUUAGCUACUUCCAACCCAGAAAACUGCAAAUUAUAGCUUUAAAUUUUGAAAGAAUAUGCUAGACCUUGCUAAUAAUGUGACCCAAAUACCCAUGUCCUUGCUUCAUAGGCUGUAACUGUAUAUUUCAGUCUCAGUGUACUCAUAAAUGCUCGAGCAUGUGUCAGUUCUCCUGAAAUUAAUGAUAAUCCUGUCCUAUACGCAUUAAUGUCAUGCACUCUCAGUUACUCACUUACUUAUCUGCUCCUGUAAACAGAGAGCAUUUUGGGAUUUGGAGUGUAUCGUCUGGGCUGGUUUCCAGAUUAUGGGAGGGGCAGAAAAGAUAAAGGGAUCACCUAAGAAUCCUACAUGCUUGUAGUAGUGCCUAUUCACACACAGAAAUAAACAGUGACUGCCCUGGUAACCUGAUGUGUUUCUGAGAAACGCAGCUCGGUAACGUGACAACGCUGCCUGCUGGUGUGCACCUUUCAAAAUAAAAGGUUUUAUUGUUCUCGUCCUGUGUGGAACUGAUGUAUGUGGUGGAUGUGAUGGAGUGAAUUCUCUUCCCACAUCCUAAGUGAACUAAUGAGGUUGGAAAAAGUAAGAACGUCAUGCGUUCUUUCACCAAGUUCAGACCGGGAGCAGGACUCCUCAGUGAGUCAUUGUUUAACUUCUUUGUAUACAUAAGCUUAAUCUCUGCCGCUUUACACAGGAGGUUUUAUGUGUAAUCUAAACAAGGCUUCUCUGCAAGGGUAUGUUUUCAUAAAUGUCCUAUAGGUUAGCUUCAGUGCUAUUCAAGAAAGAGUUCGACGCUGAAGCCAUCGUCUGUUCUGCGUGACCCAGAAAGAGCUCCCCAUGUUCAGAUCUGUCCUAAGCCCGCUGAUCUAGAAAGUGAGCUGAUGUAACUCUGUCUGGAUCAAACAAUAACCACAGAAGAUACAAAUGGAACAUUUGGGGAUAAAGGACAGACACGUGGAAACAAUGUCCUCUGUUAGCAUGUGAAGGUCUGUAGGGGCAUUUAGAGCUGUUUGAAGGCAGAGCCAAGGCUUGUCUUUAGAGGCAGCUAAGCAGCUCAUGUAACCAAUGUCCCUGUCUUUGUUCUUUCCUAUAAAAAAUCUAAACAGGCCGGGUAAAGAUAGUCUGUGCUCAAAGAAAGGUCAAAAUGAUUUGCUAGAAGACUAAACACAAACAUCCUGUCCACAGGUUCAUAUGUACACACACAUCUCCACUUCCUCAAUAACAUCCUUGAGAGCUUAAUUCGAGGUGACUCGGCUAAGACUUGCAAACAAAUGAGCCAAAGGAGAGAUGGAUGAUUUGUCUAACACUGUUUAAAGUGGAUUAUUGCUUCUUUCAUCCUUCAUCUCAUCUCUAAUCCUGUUCCCUUUCUCUUUUUUUCUCUGGAACUCCAGGUAUGAAGCGGAGAACGCCUUCUUCUUCAAUCUAAAUCUAGCCGACUUCAACAUUAUUGACACUCUGGGAGUCGGUGGCUUUGGCCGUGUAGAGCUGGUACUUUUUUCCCCCCACAUCUUUACAAAUCGUCUUGCCGGCUGUGCAACGUAAUGGGGAGGCUGACCUUUGUGUGUGCACUUCUGUUUUCCUCCUCACUGCAGGUUCAGCUCAAGAGUGAUGAGAACAAAACCUUCGCCAUGAAGAUCCUGAAGAAGCGGCACAUUGUCGAUACGAGACAACAGGAGCACAUUCGCUCAGAGAAACUCAUCAUGCAAGAGGCGCACUCUGACUUCAUUGUUAGGUAUGACACUUGAACCGCUGUAUUCAUAGACAGUAUGGGGAAUUAGUGCCAUAUUUCCCUAGUACCUGUCCUUUAUUACUUCAGGCACAGAGAUAAAGGGAUCUAAUAAUGAACACAUCUUUCUGUGGAGUUUGAAGCAUUCUUCAUAAUGUUUGUAGAGUUUCCCCCACUUAGGAAAAUCAAGAACAUCAGAAACCAUUUACACUGAACAAGAAGUGCAUAUAGAAAAAAUGUGGGCAUGUGAACUCUACAGCAUUGAUACUAUACACCCAUGUAAAGGUAUACAUGCUCUAUCAAAUCCUCAAAAUUCACUCACAGACCACACACCAGGAUGUACCAAACAGCUUAGUUUUUAGUGUCUUGCGGUGUCAUAUGCUUGCAGAAAUCUGCUUUAACUAGUUGUUGAAGUAUUCAAAUCCAACUGCUUUCAAGUCUUGCUUUGCUGUAUCACAGUCAAAUAAAAGUAAAAUAUACACAGAAACAAACAGAUGACACUUUGAAGCUUUCACUUGAAUUAAGAGCACGUCUAUGUUCUGUAUUUCUUGUCUAAAAGCGGUUUAAUUUAUGUUUUCAGACUUUACAGAACAUUCAAGGACAGCAAGUACCUCUAUAUGUUGAUGGAAGCAUGUUUAGGAGGGGAGCUGUGGACCAUUCUGCGAGACAGGUGAGCUCAAGUUCACCGUUUCAGUUAUAAACAUGGUGUUUUAGUUGUGUCUACUUCCUGGUCAGGCAAACACAAUCAAUACAACACAACAAAGGAGAAUCUUGUGUCACUGUAAUAGCUGUAAUAUUACCUUUAAUGUUAGCCAGGGUUUUUCUCAAGAUUUCUGGUGGUUUUUACUUUUUCAGUUUAUCAAGAAAAUAACUGCUUCUACGGAAAUGAUAUGUCAUUUUUGUUAGCAAUCUGCCAUGAGGAUCUGUAAAGACAUAAGCAGAGAGAAGGUCCUGGUCGAUACAAGGGAAAAUGUUUUUUGUUGACGGGUCUUUUCUCUCUUGGUGUGUUUCCAGGGGUUCAUUCGAGGACUCAACCACCAGGUUUUACACAGCGUGUGUGGUGGAGGCCUUUGCCUACCUGCAUUCCAAAGGAAUCAUCUACAGAGACCUCAAACCAGAGAACCUUAUACUGGACCACAGGGGAUAUGCCAAACUGGUAAAGACAUUGUUCAGGAUUACCACAAAAUUCACUCCCUUUUUUGGUAGAAGACAUAGCUGCUGCCAAGUGAGAGACAUUUUAGACAUUUCGCAUAAAUCUGGUCUUUCUAUGAUGCUUCAAUGAAGAAUCAAAUGAAAUUUGAACACGUGUUUCUUGCUGGCUGCAAACUAAGGCAUAAAUAUAGAAUAGAGAAAGGCAUAAUUGAGGUUAAGUCAUGUUCUGUGUUUCUUGGGGUGUUGCCAUUCCCCUCACUCCUCAUGGAGAAACCAGUUUGUAGCUUUUGGCAGGGCAGCAACCAGCUGCUCACUCCUUCUAACCAUCAUGAAUAAGCAUCGAGUGAAAUACUCUAACACUGAAAUGGUGACACAGUUUCUACCUUAUUAUCUGUGUAUCUGUGUACUGGAGAAUGAAUUAAAUCUGACAAAAACAAAACAAAACAAUAAAAUCAAAUAAAUCUGAAUCACGAACCAGGUUUUUUCUCCUCUUAUCCUCAGGUUGACUUUGGCUUUGCAAAGAAGAUUGGAUUUGGGAAGAAGACGUGGACCUUCUGUGGGACGCCGGAGUAUGUAGCACCGGAGAUCAUUUUGAACAAAGGCCAUGACAUCUCAGCUGACUACUGGUCUCUAGGAAUCCUCAUGUUUGAGCUCCUAACUGGCAGGUACACACAAGCCUGGGCACGUCUGCAAAAAAUACAAGAGAAAACAAAAAACCCCCAAAAGAUCCCAACCAAUAAAACCCAUUAGGAAAACGUGUUAACACAGUUUGAGCCUUCAUUAAAUCGAUUCUCAUUUACAUGUGUCACUCAAGAUUGAUAUCUUUGCCUCUGUUCUGCAGCCCACCUUUCUCUGGCCCCGAUCCAAUGAAAACCUACAACAUCAUCCUGAGGGGCAUUGACAUGAUCGAAUUUCCAAAGAAAAUAACCAAAAAUGCUGCCAAUCUAAUCAAAAAGCUAUGCAGGUGAGUGUUGACAUUCAACCAGUUUGAGCUCAGUGGUUCUUUGAAGUGGUCUCUGAGCUGAUUCAUGGUUUUUUAAUGUCUUGGGUUUUUUUCUGCUGCAGGGAUAAUCCGUCUGAACGUCUGGGUAACUUGAAAAAUGGUGUCAAAGACAUCCAAAAGCACAAGUAAGCAUAUUUUAAAAUGGAUUUAAAUCUCAUUCAUACAUACAUUCCAUAUAUUGUAAAUGUGCGUAUUGAAAUAGGAUAAUAAAGGAGUGAUUCUUUUUUUCCUGAAGAUGGUUUGAGGGCUUUAACUGGGAGGGUUUGAAGAAGGGAACCUUGACACCACCUAUUAUUCCUAGUGUAAGUUCCUAAUUGCCUCGAAGCUUUCUCUUUUUAACAUUUCCUUUUCAAAAACUCACUUGUUGACUCCUCCCUGUGAAUCGUUUCCUCGUCUUCCCUCCAGGUCACAUCAGCAGUCGACACAAGUAACUUCGACAGUUUCCCAGAGGACAACGAGGACCCGCCUCCAGACGACAACUCCGGCUGGGACGUAGAUUUUUGAAGUCCUCCUCUCUCACCUUAAAACCAAAAGGAACUCUUCUUUUGUUGGCUUGGAGGCCAUCAUGAGGACAUGGCUGUGUUGUAAAAAGAAACUGCUUUAGAAACGAAAGAGAGCAUAUGGAAAAGGAGAUAAAAACAGAUGGAUGGCAAACCCCUCUGGGUCACCGAUAUGCCUUUAUUUCACUGUGGCUCUGGAUCAAGCAUUUAUCACAGGACUUCUGUAGCACUUCUUCAGUGUUGUCUUACACUCCACUUUAAAGGAAAAGGAAAGAAAGUGCAGGGAUACACACAUUCACACAACACAACACAAUAGAGGCUGAUAAUAGAGCCAGUUUUUCAUGUAACAGGGAUUCUAGUGAGUAGAUGAACGUCGAUAGCGUAACUUAUGGUUUUAAGAUGAAUACGAGGGACAACUGUGAUCAUGGACUGCUCAAAAAGAGGAGAGGCUGAGUGUUGAUUUUAUUUUUUAAUUGUGUUUGUUUCUCUGCAAUAUUUGGGUGAAACAUCUGGUGGACUUUGGGAGGAUUUAAGGUGUUACUGCAGUUGCGGUCUAUUUUUUGAUGUGCAGCUGCAUGCUGCAGUCUCUGACAGUCUUCAGAGAUCCACACACCACAGUUUGCAAGUAAAACUGAUAUCAAGUGCUCAAGACUUACCUGAAUGUUACUGAUUUUUCUUCUUAUUUAACAUCCAUAGUGCAAACAGCAUGUACGGUACGAAGUAUUUGAAGUUACAAGCAACGAUCUCACAAAUCAAAUACUUAGUUUACCUACCUUGAAAAGCACAAACACUGUGCGUUCAGCGAAGAGAGAGAUGUGUCUCUUUAAGUGCCCUGCUUUAGAUAUAAUGAAUCACACACCGACACACAUGAAAUGUCAGCUACUAUUUCCAUUAAGCAAUGUGUCAUUAUGCACCUAAGACCAUAAACUGGGAAACCAUUAGUAAGAGCUUCAUUUGUUUUGUUCUUUUAUAUGCUUUUAAUCACACACAUGAAUGCUUCACCACCAAGAAACAUCUUUAUUUCAUCUUUAAAUCACGCAAAUGCCUCGUCCUCUGUUUGCUUCAAAAAUAACUGUGAACAUGGUUUCAAUGUCUUUGGUGCUGUUGUUGAUAAAUUAUGAUACCUGACGGCAAGAUAACAGUACUGGUUAUUGUUUUCGUAUAGUGAUUAUUUUGUGCUUGAUUUCUUUGUAAUGUACUUGACUCCCUUUAGAAAUUUGGAGACCUGUGUCGAUUCGUUUAAUUGAGUGAAAUUUUGCUUGCUAUUACUUGACAACAUGUUGUGCUAUGUGGUAUUCUGGAGGUUUUGAAACUAUGUUGAGUUCAUCCACAAACACUGAGUAUCCUCUUUGGAGGUAAAAUUAUCACAUUCAUGUUGUCAUAAAGCUAUAUUGACUAUACAUCAUACAGAAAUUUUAAUGAGAAAAGAUUUAAAAGGAGUUUUUAUUUUGUGAAAUUUGCUACUUUGACGGCAAACUACCAAUAUCAUCCCAUUCCACAUCCCAAAGUGAGAGCGUAAAAUCAGAAGUAAAGUGCCUUAAAUCAAUGGCAUACAAAAAUUAUCAUCAAGUCCUUUUCAAUGCUGCAUGCACACAUAUACACCUCAGAAACUGAUGUGUCCUCCAAGACAGCUGCUUCUCAUCCUUUGUUAUAUCUAAUAAAUACAUUAAUCACAGUGGAAAGAGAACUUUUAGUCAUUUGAUGGCUGACUAAGUGUAUGAAAUUAAAGCCCUGCUUACACCUGUGAUUUACGUCAGAGAAAAUUACACAUAUUUAUCAUCCCUGGUAUGGCUGCAAUGACAUGCAUUACUCUCUAUAUUGAAUACUGUCUCAGAGUCAACCACAUGGAAAGACAACAAAUCAGCGCUUAGAUGUUUUUCUUACGAAACGUGAGCGUUUAGAGAUGGCAGGAAUGAUUUACAGCCUUCAUGAAAUUGACAUCCUUAUUUGCCGCUGGUGACAAUCUUUGACGGCACAAUAACAUUGAUCAUAGAGUGAAAUUAUUUUAUUACUUUAUAUAAAUUAUGAAGAAUCUCUAAUUUCACCUCAACAGACAGACACGCUUCCAUUUAUAUCCAUAAAUCACUCAAUGAUGUAGACAGAGAUUAACACAUGAGAAAGACUUGUUGUUUCUGUGGGCAGACCAUCGGUGUUUUAAUGUAUAACAGGCAGGUUAUGUCAAACACAAAGCCUUAUGUAUGCCAUCACUUUACAAACCACUGGUUUUCAGUCUUAUAUUGACCGCCUUCUGCAAUGUUACCUGAUAUCUGCCUUGUGUUAUGUUGUUUAUUCUGCUGUAAAUUGAUUUUGCAGAGUGCCACGUGUAAGAUUUUUAAAAUUAUAGAGUAAAAACAAUACUUUUGA